AUGAAAAUAUUUUUGCCACUAGUCACGUGGAUAGUGAUACUUUCGAGUACAGUAUAUUCACAACAAUUAUCAUCACCAUAUCAAACAAAUCUCAAAAAUAGUCGAUUUCGUGGCGAAGUAUUUUUUCUAAAUCUCGAGGAUGGCUAUUUCGGCUGUCAAGUUAAUGAAUCCACAGAUUACUUACAAGUAUACGACUUAUCGAAAUUAUGCGACGGUAAUCAAGAUUGCUUUCUUGGUUCCGAUGAGCUGAAUAAGGAGCUCAAAUGCACAAAUGACUGUGAUAAGGAUGGCACCCACUGCACCAAUGGUGUUUGCCUGAAUGGUGUUUGCCACUGCAAUGACGGUUACGGAGGUUGUAAUUGCAAUAUUCAAGAUGAGAAUGAAUGCAAAUUUCGCCCCUGUGACGUUUUUGCACACUGCACCAAUACGCUCGGUAGUUUUACGUGUACCUGUUUUCCUGGCUAUCGUGGAGAUGGUAUUCAUUGUGAAGAUAUCGACGAAUGCCAAGAUGCAUCAAUAGCCGCACGGUGCGUUCAAAAUGCCGAAUGCUGUAAUUUGCCCGCACAUUUCUUAUGUAAAUGUAAGGACGGUUACGAAGGCGAUGGUGAAGUUCUUUGCACAGAUAUCGACGAAUGUCUGAACCCGACUGCUUGUGGGGCAAACGCUCUGUGUAUUAAUACUCCUGGUAACUACACAUGUGAGUGUCCAGAAGGUUUUUAUGGCAGUCCUUAUGAUGGCUGUCAGGAUAUUGAUGAAUGCACGCAUCCAAAUGUAUGCGGUCCUGGUGCCAUAUGUACGAACCUUGAGGGUGGUUAUCGCUGCGACUGCCCGCCAGGUUAUGAAGGAGAUGGACGCUCAGAAAGUGGUUGCUUGGAUUACGAUGAAUGUGCUCGUUCGCCUUGCGGACGUAAUGCCGAGUGUCAAAAUACAGAUGGUAGUUUUAAGUGUUUAUGUCCAGAUGGUUAUUCUGGCGAUCCCGGUCAGGGCUGUGAAGACGUCGAUGAAUGCGCUACUAACAAUCCAUGUGGCUUGGGUGCUGAAUGCGUGAAUAUGGGCGGUAGUUUCAUAUGUCGUUGUCCAUUGGGUUUCAUGCUUGAACAUGAAACGACAAAUGCUUAUGGCUACAGCGAUACCAGUAAUACCGCUUUAUCAACAAAUGGUGCCGGUCUUGCAUGUAUCGAUAUUGAUGAAUGUAAUUUGCCAAAUGGAUUGGCUAAAUGUGGUACAAACGCGAAAUGCAUAAAUUUUCCAGGCUCAUAUCGUUGCUUAUGUCCAAGCGGCUUUCAAGGACAGGGUUAUUUACAUUGCGAAAAUAUCAACGAAUGUCAGGAUAAUCCUUGCGGUGAGAAUGCAAUUUGCACCGACACAAUUGGAAGUUUUGUUUGUACCUGUAAAGCAGAUUACACCGGUGACCCUUUCCGCGGUUGUACUGAUAUUGAUGAGUGCACUGCUCUUGAAAAACCCUGUGGAUCUCAUGCUAUAUGUGAAAACACCUCUCCAGGAUAUAAUUGCAAAUGCCCACAAGGGUUUGAUGGUAAACCAGAUCCAAAAGUUGCUUGUGAACAGGUUGACGUGAACAUACUAUGCCGUACUAAUUUCGACUGCACAAAUAAUGCUGAAUGUAUCGAAAAUCAAUGCUUCUGUUUAGACGGUUUCGAGCCAAUAGGCUCGAGCUGUGUUGAUAUCGAUGAGUGUCGCACACAUGUCGAUGUUUGUGGUGUACAUGCGCAAUGUAUUAAUACACCAGGUUCUUAUCGUUGUGAUUGUGAAGCCGGAUAUGUAGGCACACCUCCGCGAAUUGCUUGCAAAGAACCAUGCGAGGAUGUGCACUGUGGUGAGCAUGCGUAUUGCAAACCUGACGGUAAUGAAGCUUAUUGCAUAUGUGAAGAUGGCUGGACUUUCAAUCCAUUUGAUGUUGGUGCUGGCUGUGUAGAUAUAAAUGAAUGUGAUCAAGCACAUGGACCUUUUGGUAGCUGUGGAAUAAAUGCUACGUGCACGAAUACGCCAGGUGGUUUUAAUUGUGAAUGUCCGACAGGUUUUACAGGCGAUCCUCAUUCAAGAUGUAUAGCCGUUGAUGAAUGCCGAGAUGGCAAUAAAUGUGGUGAAGGUGCGGAAUGCGUUAAUAUGAACGGCGGUUAUACGUGUCGUUGCCCAACAGACUCAAUACCUGAUCCCGAUCCUACAGUACGUUGCGUACCUGUUGUUAUUUGUUCAACUGAUAAUGAUUGUCCUGGAAACGCUAUUUGCGAUGGUACGAAGCGUUGUUUAUGUCCUGAGCCUAAUAUGGGCAAUGAAUGUCGUCAUCCGUGUGAAACAAAAAGUUGUGGAACACACGCACAGUGUCUGAUUGCAAAUGGUAAAGCUCAAUGUCUUUGCGCUGAAGGCUUUACAGGAACUCCAAAUACACCUGGUGGUUGCUCUGAUAUUGAUGAAUGUAAAGCAACUCCAUGUCAAGCUAAUGCUAUAUGUACAAACACUCCUGGUAGCUAUUUAUGUCAGUGCCCUAGUGGAUCCAAUGGAGAUCCUUAUCGAGAAGGCUGCGUUUCUGCUAAAGUUCCAUUUAGUUGUUCUGAUGCUAAUCCAUGUGCCGCAGGUGAAAGCUGUGUUACAAAUUCUUAUACUGGCAAUAGUGUUUGUAUUUGUCGACAGGGUUACGAGCGUAAUUCGGAGACUGGUGAAUGUCAAGAUAUUGAUGAGUGUUCUGAAAAUAGGCAAAAACCUGCUUGUGGUGUCAAUGCUUUAUGUAAAAACUUGCCUGGAAGCUACGAAUGUCGGUGUACACAAGGUUUUAAUGGAAAUCCAUUUGUUUUAUGUGAGCAGUGUAAUUCGCCAGAAUGUCAAUGUCAACCACCUUAUAAACUAGUCGGAAAUAGUUGUAUUUUAGCUGGAUGUUCACAAGGUGAAAAAUGUCCGUCAGGAGCAGAAUGUAUUUCAAUCGCAGGUGGCGUUAGUUAUUGUGCUUGUCCUAAAGGCUAUAAAACACAAUCAGAUGGUUCAUGUAUUGAUGUAGAUGAAUGCGCUGAACGUGGUUCACAAGUUUGUGCAUACGGUGCUGAAUGCAUUAAUACAAAAGGAAGUUUCACAUGUGUGUGUCCAGAAAGCUACAGUGGCGAUCCGUAUAAUGGAUUAUGUGCACCUGCUCAACGCAAAUGUGCUGCUGAUAAGGAAUGUAACACUAAUGAAAAAUGUGUACAACCUGGUGAAUGUGUUUGCCCACCUCCAUUUUUCUUUGAUCCUUACGAUAAUAAUAAAUGCAAAAAUCCUUGCGAACGUUUCCCUUGCGGUAUAAAUGCUAAGUGUACGCCAACUGAUCCGCCACAAUGCAUGUGUGAGGUUGGAUUUAAGGGGGAUCCUUUAUUGGGUUGUACAGAUGAGGAUGAAUGUGCACAUUUACCCUGCGCUUAUGGAGCUCAUUGUAUCAACAAAAAAGGAGGAUAUCAAUGUGUUUGUCGAAAAGGCUUUACAGGAGAUCCUUACAUAAGCGGUUGCAUAUUGGAAGCAGGAGUUACAAAAAGUAAAUGCAUUAGUAACGAUGACUGUGCAAGUAACUUAGCUUGUGUAGAAGGCACAUGUGUAAGUCCUUGUUCCAGUUUACUUUGUGGAUCAAACGCUUUUUGCGAAACUGAAGAUCACGCAGGCUGGUGUCGUUGCCGUGUUGGGUUUGUCAAAGAUUUGAAUGGCGACUGUGUAUCACAAUGUAAGGAUGUUAUUUGUGGAGAAGGUGCAUUGUGUAUACCCACAUCUGAUGGUCCAACAUGUAAAUGUCCUCAAGGUUCUUUAGGAAAUCCGUUUCCGGGCGGAAGUUGUUCUACAGAUCAAUGUACUGCUUCCAGACCAUGUAACUAUCGUCAAAUAUGCAUAAAUGGUAGAUGUAAGGAAAGAUGUGAUGGUGUAGUUUGUGGUGUUGGAGCUACUUGUGAUGCAAUUAGUGGAAAAUGCAUAUGUGAACCUAAUUUUAUUGGUAAUCCUGAUCUUGUUUGUAUGCCGCCAAUUAAAUAUGCAGUGUGUGAUCCUCCCUGUGGGGAAAAUGCCCACUGUGAAUACGGAUUUAAUAAAAAUAUUUGUUCUUGUAAUCCUGGCACAUCUGGAAAUCCUUAUGAAGGCUGUGGAGCUCAAAGUAAGAAUAUAUGUUCACCAAAUAGUUGUGGUCCAAACGCUGAAUGUCGCGCAAAUAUAAACGGUAUAAGUUGCAUUUGUCCACAAGGCUUUUCUGGAAAUGCGUAUGUUGGUUGUCAAGACAUUGAUGAAUGUCUAAAUAAACCCUGUGGACUUAAUGCAGUUUGUUUGAAUACUCAUGGCGGCUUCGAAUGUCUUUGUUUGUCCGGUUUUGCUGGUGAUCCAUUUAGUAGCUGCCAACCUGUCGAUACUGUGUUCUGUGAUAAUCCUGAUAAAUGUCAAUGCAAUGAACGCGUUGAAUGUCCUGAUGGAUAUACAUGUGAUUCUGGUAAAUGUAAAAAUUUGUGCUCUACAACAGCAUGUGGACCAAGAGCAGUAUGCGAUGGUGGAAAAUGUUUGUGUUCAUUGGGUUAUAUUGGUGAUCCAUAUGAUUCUAAUAAUGGGUGCAGUAUUCGAGGUCAAUGCAAUAAUGAUGCAGAUUGCAAACAUUCUGAAAUUUGUUUCCAAUUCAGUAAAGGAUUAAGAAAAUGUGUAGAUGCAUGCUCAAAAAUCCAAUGUGGACCAAAUGCCUUAUGUGUCUCAGAUGAUCACCGAUCAUCAUGUAUUUGUGCUGAUGGCUAUUUCGGUAAUCCUAGCAAUUUACAAGUUGGUUGCCAUCCUGAACGAACGAUUCCUGAUAACGACGACAAAUGUAAAAAUGACGAUGAUUGCGAUUCUGGAUAUACUUGCUCAGCUGAUUUGCAUGGCAAAAAAGCCUGUGUCAAUCGCUGUUCGAAGGUUGUUUGUGGUACAAAUGAAAUAUGUAAGAUUGAUAGUAAUGGUCAUGCUAUAUGUAAUUGUGCAGAUAGUUUUGUCUGGAAUCCUUUUAUUUCUGCUUGUGAAAAGCCUUCUUUACCGGAUUGCACUAGUGAUCAAAAUUGUCCAUCCACCUCAGCUUGUCGACCGGAUGUUGUUGGUGUACUGAAAUGUGUUUCAAUUUGCGACGAAUUUACAUGUCCAGCUAAUUCAAUUUGUGUUGCACGUAAUCACCAAGGUCGUUGUGAUUGUUUACCAGGAUUUGUUGGUAAUCCAAAUGAUCGAAAUGGUUGUCAAUUGGUUCCUAAGAAUCAAUGUCGUUCUAAUGCUGAAUGUGCGGAAUCGGAAGCUUGCAUUAAACACGGAUCCAGUGAAAAUCUUUCAUGUAGACCUGCUUGUGAAAGUAUCAAAUGUGGACCUCGUGCUGUUUGUAUAACCAAUAAUCAUUUGGCUCAAUGCCAAUGUCCCCCAGGAGCAUUUGCAGGGGACCCAUAUGAUCCUUUCAAUGGUUGUCAAAAUGUUCCUUGUGUUUAUAACAACGAUUGUCCAACAACAAAGUUAUGUAACCGUCUGACACAUACAUGCUUUGAUGUAUGCGAUGACGAAUCUUGUGGGGAAAAUGCCAUUUGUUUAGCAGAAGAUCAUCGUGCAGUAUGCCAAUGUCCACCAGGUUUUAAAGGAAACCCAAUUGCAGAAGUAGAAUGUGUAAAAAUUGGAGGUUGCGCUGCAAAUACUUGUCAUCAUUCUGCUGUUUGUGAAGUCACACCACAAGGACCAAUUUGCAAAUGUCCAGAGAAUUUCGAUGGUGAUCCUACUACCACAGGUUGUCGACCAGAAGGUCAAUGUCCAAAUGGAGAUGCAGACUGUCCAGCAAAUACAAUUUGUGCUGGUGGACGUUGUAUUAAUCCAUGUGAAAACGCUUGUGGGGAUAAUGCUGAAUGCAAAGUAAUCAACCGAAAACCAGUUUGCAGCUGUCCACUGAAAUUCCAACCAAUUAGUGAAACCGCUAAAAGUGGCUGCACACGUUCUGUAUCUAAAUGUACUUCUGAUAUUGAUUGUGGAGGAGAAGUGUGCUAUAACGGACAAUGUCGCAUUGCGUGUAGAAAUUCCGAAGAUUGUUCCGUAGGAGAAAAAUGUUUACAAAAUGUCUGCGUUAUAUCGUGUCUAGAUCAUAGUCAAUGUGCUUCAGGAUUAGCUUGUUUGGAAGGCUUUUGUUCUAUUGGUUGUCGUAGUAAUAAAGACUGUGGGCACGAUCAAUCGUGUAUAAAUAGUAAAUGCACAAACCCAUGUCAAAAUAGCGGAAUAUGCGGUCCAAAUGCUUUGUGCAAUAUUGAUAAUCAUCGCAGUCACUGUACAUGUCCUGUAGGAUUUGAAGGAAAUCCCACACCAGAUCAAGGUUGCGUACGUGUUCCAGCGCCUUGCUUGGCUUCAAAUCAAUGUCCCACUAGUCAUAUGUGUAUUGGAAACCAAUGUAAUUUACCAUGUCAAAAGACAUCUACUUGCGCUAUUGGCGAACGUUGUUAUCAAAAUGUAUGUCGCAAAGUGUGUUAUACUAGUAACAACUGCUUACCUGGAGAAAUAUGCAAUAACGAUGGUACUUGUCAUCCAGGCUGCGAGUCUGAUGCCGACUGUCCACCCACCGAACUCUGUUUGAACGGUAAAUGUAAAUGUGCAAUUGGUUUUAUUGGAACACCUUUUGGUUGUUCUGAUAUUGAUGAAUGCACCGAAAAUCCUUGCCAUAAAACAGCACAUUGCGAAAAUUUACCCGGAUCAUUCCGCUGUAUUUGUCCUGACGGAACAGUUGGUGACGGUUAUUCGAAACAGGGUUGCACAAAACCAAAGGAGUGUUAUAAAAAUGAUGAUUGCACCACCAGCCUUGCAUGUAUAAACGAUAAGUGUACAGAUCCAUGCUUGAGUUUAACAUGUGGUCCGAACGCAGUUUGUCAGUCAGAUUAUCACGCAGCUAGCUGUAUUUGUCCAGCGGGAUAUUUAGGUGAUCCUAGCGAUUCGCAGGUAGGAUGUUUUAAAGUAGAAUGUAUAGCUGAUGACGAUUGUGCUAAUGAGAAAACGUGCGACAGUGAAACCAAUCGUUGCAUGAAACCAUGCGAUUUCAUUAACUGUGGUAAAGGAAUAUGUAGUGUUACUGACCAUAAAGCAGUUUGCACAUGUUAUGAUGGAUAUCAUUUGCUCAAAAAUGUAUGCGAGGAUAUUGAUGAAUGUUCAUCGACACCUUGUCACAGUACCGCGAUUUGUAAUAAUUUACCUGGUAGUUUUAAUUGUCAAUGCCCUGAAGGACUUAUAGGCGAUGCAGUUCAUGCUGGUUGUCGCGAUCCUAACGAAUGUCUUACAGAUUCAGAUUGUCCGUCUUCAGCAAGUUGUCAAAACUCACGUUGUAGAAGUCCAUGCGAUCGAGAUAAUGUUUGUGGUCUUAACGCAAACUGUCUCGCACAGUCCCAUAACGCAAUAUGCACUUGCCCAACUAAUUCUCGAGGUGAUCCAUCGGUUGAGUGUGUGCACGUUGAGUGUUCCGAUAAUGAUGACUGCGCAAACGAAAAAGCUUGCCUCGAAUCUAAAUGUGUUGAUCCUUGUUCAUUGCCAAAUGCAUGUGGUACUCAAGCACAUUGCACUGUACAAAACCAUAUCGGCAUAUGUUCUUGCGAAACAGGAACAACUGGUAAUGCACAGCUUGGCUGUGUGCCUCUUCAGUAUUGUAAUACAGAUAGCCAGUGCGCCUCUGGAACGAUAUGUUCAAAUGGUAUCUGCUGCUCCUUAUGUAGUUCGAACCGUGAUUGUAUAUCUGAUCAACUUUGCAUACAGGGUGUUUGCCAACCAACUUGUAAAACAAACUCUUCAUGUCCGGAAUUCCAAUACUGUCAAAAUAAUAUAUGCACUAAAGAAGUAUUAUGUCGUGAGGAUAACGAUUGUGAUAUUAAUGAAAGUUGUAUAUUGGAUGCCUAUGGACGUGCAAGUUGUGAAAACGUUUGCUUAGGACGUGCAAUUUGUGGUCGUAACGCCGAGUGCAUUGCUCGAAGCCAUGCACCUGAUUGUGAAUGCAAAGAAGGAUUUUUCGGCGAUCCCAACACAGGUUGUCGCAAAAUUGAGUGUAACUCUGAUAAUGACUGUUCAAACGACAAAACUUGCGAUAAUCAUAUGUGUAAAAUUGCGUGUCUCAUAGGCCAACCAUGCGGAGAGAAUGCGCUAUGUACAACAGAAAACCAUAAACAAGUAUGUCAUUGUCAACCUGGUUUCACUGGUGAUCCAACAGUACGUUGCGAAGUUGUUGAUUUUUGCAAAGAUGCUCCUUGUGGUCCCGGUGCACGUUGUCGUAAUUCACGUGGCACAUUUAAAUGUACUUGUCCACCUGGGUUGGUCGGAGAUCCCUAUAAUGAAGGAUGCCGAACAUCUGUUGAGUGUGAAACUAAUGAAGAUUGCCCACCGCAUGCGGAAUGUUCUAAAACUAAUGGAGUAGCAAAGUGUCACGAUGUCUGCGCAAAUGUUAAAUGUGGUCCUAAUGCGGAAUGUGUUCCGAAAGGCCAUGUUGCACAGUGUGCAUGUCGUGGUGGCUAUGAUGGUAAUCCCGCUGACCGGGUUACUGGAUGCAAGCCAUUACCAGUACCAUGCCACGUCACCAGCGAUUGCCCGACAAACACUUACUGUUCCGAUAGCAUAUGUAAACCUGCGUGCGUAUUAGAUACUGAAUGUAGCAGUACCGAAGUAUGCCAAGGAGGACAAUGCAUUAAUCCUUGUCUGCUACAACAAGCCUGCGGUAUGAACGCAAGGUGUGAUAUACAAUCCCAUUUAAAACAGUGCAGUUGUCCCGCUGGAUUUACUGGAAAUGCUGAUGUGGAAUGUGUUCGUAUACCAGUUGCUUGUUCCAGUGACGUGCACUGUGAUACCGGGUAUACUUGCCGGGAUUCCAUGUGUCUACCAGCAUGCAUACAUGAUCAAGAUUGUGCGUUAAAUGAGAAAUGCCUGCAUGGUAAUUGCAUGUUGACAUGCCGUGUAGACAACGAUUGCUUUUUGGGCCAUAUUUGCUUGCACAAUAAAUGUGUUUUCGGUUGCCAUACCGAUGAUGACUGUAGUGCUUCAGAAUCAUGUCGUAACGAUAAAUGUAUAAACCCAUGUGUAGAGAAUCCCUGUGGUCCAAAUGCAGUGUGCUCAGUUUCAAAUCACAGAGCUGUUUGUAAUUGCCAGGAUGGUAUGGUGCCCAAUCCCACACCUCAAGUGGGAUGCGUACGUACACCAGCAUUGGAAUGUUAUCAGAAUCGUGACUGCCCGAACGGUUUGGCUUGUUAUGAAUCAUCUUGUCGACCUUUAUGUGCCGAUGAUAAUGGUUGUCUAUCUAAUGAACGCUGUCAAAAUGGUGUUUGCAAGCCUCUUUGUCGUCGGGAUGACGAUUGCCGUAACAAUGAAGUUUGUUUGGAACUAACCUGUGUAUCAGGCUGUCGUUCAGAUCAGGGAUGUCCUGGAAACUUGGCUUGUGUUGGUCAGCAAUGUGUAGAUAUUUGUAAUGAUCCUACUGCAUGCGGUACAAACGCAUUUUGUACUACGGUGAAUCAUCACAAAGAAUGUACUUGUCGAGAAGGUCUUGUUGGAAAUCCGGAAGUUGCUUGUAAGCCACCAUUUAGUGCUUGUGUACAUAACGAAGAUUGUAAAACUAAUCAACUUUGUUAUGGCGGCAGUUGUCAAGGCAAAUGUCGCAAUGAUCAAAACUGUCUCGCGGAUGAACGCUGUUUGCGCGGCACGUGUCGCACUGUGUGUAAUACUGAUUCGGCUUGUGCUGAUGGUCAAAUUUGUGAAAAUCGUGUAUGUCAAGUAGGCUGUCGCAGUGACUUAACUUGUCCCAAUGAACAGGCCUGCAUGAAUAAGAAAUGCAAGAAUCCAUGUGAAACGGCCGGCCAGUGUGGUCAAUGCGCUAAUUGUAUUGUUGUUAAUCAUGGUGUGCAAUGCAGUUGCCCAAAUGGAUUUAUGGGUGAUGGUCUUACAGGAUGUCAAUUACCACCACAACGUUGUAAUCCAUCUUGCCAGUGCGACGAAACGAAAACAUAUUGUGCAGAUGCAUGCACUCGUUCCGAAGAUUGUGCAUGCGGUCAACUCUGCUCUCGCGGCAAAUGCCGUGCACAAUGUGGUCCUAGUAAAUCAUGUCCAUUAGGACAAUUAUGUGAACGUGGUUCCUGUAUAGCUGGUUGUAAGUCAAACUCUGAUUGCGCAACUGAUAAUGUUUGUUUAAAAGGUCAAUGCACGGAUCCUUGCAACGACAAGAAAUCAUGCGGAAGAAAUGCACUAUGCACUGUUUCCGAUCACCGUAUGCUAUGCUACUGUCCUGAUGGUUAUGAAGGUGAGCCAAGCAAAGAAUGCAUACAAUUUGAAUGUCAUCAAGAUGAGGAAUGUGAAUCAAACAAACGUUGUGAUAACGGCAAAUGUCGUAACCCUUGUCUAGAGUAUGGAUCUUGUGGCGUUAAUGCACAAUGUCGUGUAGUAAAUCGCAAACCACAGUGCUCAUGUCCGCCAGAUUUCCUAGGCAAUCCAGCCGUCGAAUGUCAACCCGCAGAUGGUGGUUGUGCAAACAGUCCAUGUGGUGCUAACUCCAAAUGUACAGAAGUACCUGGAGGAUAUGAAUGCUCAUGUAUGGAUGGCUGCAUGGGUGACGCUCACAAAGGAUGUGUCUGUGAAGGACACCUAGUAAAUGCCUGUUACGAUCAACCAUGUGGAGUCAACGCUGCUUGUCGAGUUUUAGAACAAAAUGAAGCACAAUGUUACUGCCCAGAAGAUUUUCCAUACGGUGAUGCUUAUGUACAAUGUUAUCUAAAUCCACCACAGCAUGAUUGUCGCACUUACGGUUGUGAAGUUGGUGAAUGUGUUCGUCAAGGUUUUGAUUAUAUCUGUAGGCAAGACACCGAACAAUGCAACUCCGAUACGGAUUGUCCAAGUGAAAAAUCCUGCCUGCAUGGACAUUGUACUGACCCUUGUACAAUGCGUGGUGCUUGCGGUGCGAAUGCACUUUGCAAAACCGUACUACAUCGUCCACGUUGUUCAUGCCCAAGCUGUUAUAUAGGACGUCCUGAAGUUGAAUGCAAACCAGAUCCGAAAUGCACUGACCUAACAACACCGCAACCACGCGAUCCUCAAGAACAAAUAACAUGUACAAGUAGUGAGGAUUGUCCAGAUGUUUUACAAUGUACUACGUAUGGUCAAUGCACAGAUCCUUGCCAAAAUCCACUUUUCAUUUGUGGUGGUAAUAAAAAAUGUGAAACACGUCGCCACCAACCAGUGUGCGUUUGUAAAUCCGGUUUUAUAGUGAAUGAAUAUGGUGAAUUAACGUGUGCACCCGAAAAACGAGAAUGUUAUCGCGAUGAUGAUUGUGCCUCAAAUAUGGCAUGCACAGAAGGUAAAUGCCGUAAUCCAUGUAUUGUGCCUAUAGGUCAAAAUCCUAUAUGUGCCGAAAAUAAAUCGUGCGAAGUGCAGGAUCAUAAACCAUUAUGUAUAUGCAUGAAAGAUUGUCAGCCAUCAAUAUCAAUUUGCUUGCGCGAUGCUGGCUGUCCAGCUGGACUGGCAUGUCGCAAUUAUCAAUGCGUCAAUCCAUGCGAUUUUGCAAAGUGUGCGCCCAAUUCACCAUGCAUUGUAGAGGACCAUAAGCCGAUUUGUAAAUUCUGCCCGCCUGGAUUUAUAGCCGAUGCAAGAAAUGGAUGUCAAAAAGAAAUUGGUUGUGCAUCCAGCGAUGAAUGUCCCUCUCAACGGGCCUGUGUUAAUACUAUUUGCGUUGAUCCCUGCUCGUACUCAAGUCCUUGUGGUCACGAUCAAGAGUGUCAAGUUCUCGAUCAUCAGCCAGUAUGUUCCAAAGUUUGCGAAUGCCAACGAAAAUCUGAUUGCCACUCUGGCUUUGAAUGUGAUGGAUGUCACUGUCGACAAACCACAGGACGCACUCCUGGUUGUGAACAUUGUCCGCAAGGUACUAAUUGUGAUCCAACUACUGGUGCUUGCAUUAAAGCUAAGGUAUCAGUAACAAACACUACCAAUAUAACAACUACAUCUAACCCACUCACCACUGAUGAAACUACUAUUACCACUACCGAAAGAGUAUACGAUAUUGUAACUACUAGAAGCACUACUAUGCACACAAUAACGUCUGAUACUAACACUGUACCAAGCACAACGGAGUAUACUACUAUCAGUUUAGAUACAACAACAAAAACUGGGCCUCCAAAGGGCUAUAGAGAUGGUGAAAAUAAUAUAACUGAUAGUACUCCAGGUGAUUUUAUAACAACAACAGCUGGUACAACAACAAGCACUGGUAUAACCACUACUACUAUAGUUACCAGUGCUAGUAAUACAACUAGUUCUAUAACUACCACAGCCAAUACCACAACCCGUGGUGAAGGUAUUAAAGGCUCUUCCGAUGCAAGAACGACAACACCAAAAAUGAAAACUACACGCAUUGAUACAUCAAACGAAUUUGAUUAUAAUAUGACAACAAUGUUGACAACAACACAACGUUAUGAUGCUUCAACAUUUCCAGUACUCGUUGUCACUGAUGGAAUGAAACCAAUAGAGACAACAACAAUAAUCACUGAUAAGGAUAUGGUUACAAAUGGUGAACCCACAACAACUAUAUUCCCUGUUUUAAAGCCAAAGACUACAACAUUAAUUGAAGUACCGACUGUGUCUGGUACAACUCAAUCAAUUUACGACAUGAUUGAACCACUUACAACAACACAAACCCCUGAAACGAUCAGUAUGAUAAACACCACUAGCCAAUCCAUCACAACCACUACCGAUAUCACAAUUAUUAACACUUGUACAGAACAUACUAAUUGCGCUUCUAAUCAAUUGUGCGUAAUGGGUACUUGUCGCAAAAAAUGUCUGCCUGACGAUAAAAGCGACAUUGGCUGUGUAAAAGAACCACCAGGCACACCAAAGAGACCUGAACCAUGUCAUUCAAAUAACGAAUGUAUUGAAAGCGAAGCAUGCUACAUGGGUCUUUGCCAAGAUCCGUGUGAGUUCGCCAAUAUAUGCGCACCGACAGCUAAGUGCGUAGCUAAAAUGCAUCGUCCAAUUUGUUCAUGUCCAAAAGGACAUGAAGGCAAUCCGACUAUUAAGUGCUCACCUGCCAACAAAUCGAUUGAAUGUACACACGAUUCCGAUUGCACUGUAACGGAAGCCUGCAUCAAUGAACGCUGCCAACAUCCUUGCGAUGCUCAUAACCCUUGUGCCCAAAAUGCUGUUUGCAUAAACACCAAUCACGUUGCGGACUGCAGUUGUGUAGAUGGUUAUCAAGGGAACGCUUUUGUGGGAUGCCAGCCAGAAAUUCAACACACCGCAGUAUGUCAAUAUAACGAGGAUUGUCCACCAACCAAAUUAUGUGACCGUCUUAAUCGUCGUUGCAUUAAUCCCUGUCAAGAAGACUCAUGUGGCGAAAAUGCUGAAUGUGUGCCUGUUAAUCACGGCAUUGAGUGCCGUUGUUUGCCUGGAUUCCUAGGCAAUGCAUAUAUUGAAUGCAGUCAAGUGCACGGUUGCCGUUCGGACUCAGAGUGUGAUAGCAGUGAGGCAUGUAUUAAUGGAAAAUGCUCAUCUCCUUGUCGCUGUGGAGCUUAUGCACUUUGUGAUAUAGUUAACCACCGUGGUAUAUGCAAAUGUCCUGCGGGUUAUGCAGGCGAUCCAAAAAUAUCAUGCAGUCCACCAUCGAACCCAUGCGAGCCCAAUCCCUGUGGUGUUAAUGCUUUAUGCGAACUUGAUAAUGGCAAUCCAAUUUGCUAUUGCCCGAAAGGUUUAACUGGAAAUCCAUUCAAAAACUGCAUUCCUGAAGGAGAUGAAUGCUCACCUAAUCCAUGUGGGCCCAAUUCCGGAUGCCGUUUAGUGAAUAGUGCGCCUAUAUGUUUCUGUUUACCAGAAUAUGAAGGUCAACCACCCAAUAUUCCAUGUGAACUUCCAAGUAAUCCUUGUGACCCUUCACCAUGCGGUCCAAAUACACAAUGUGCUGUGUUAAGCAAUGGAUUUUCUAAAUGCACGUGCUUGCCAGGUUAUGUUGAAAGUCCAAACACAAUUCGAGGUUGCAUAGAGCCUGUAAAUCCAUGCGAUCCCAAUCCAUGUGGAUUGGGUGCAGUGUGCGAUUCUUCCCGCAAUCCAGUUUGCUUCUGCCCUGAUAAUAAAAUUGGCAAUCCGUUUAGAAUAUGCGAGAAACCGCCAGUGACUAUUGAACUUUGUAAGCCAGGUCCUUGUGGUCGUAAUGCUGAUUGUUAUGUAGCAUCUAAUCGCGAAGAAUGUUAUUGUCGUCCUGGCUAUAUAGGUGAUCCUUAUGAGGGUUGUCGCGAACCAACGCGGACUGUAUGUGAACCGAAUCCAUGCGGCCCAAAUGCACAAUGUGUGAUAUCAGCUAGCGGACAAAGUUCUUGUAUAUGUCCAGAUGGUUUAUUUGGUGAACCAUCAUCAGUAAUCGGUUGUCAUGGUUAUGAGUGUCAAAUUGAUGCUGAUUGUCCCCGUGAUAAGGCUUGUAUGGGAUUUAAAUGCUAUGAUCCAUGUCCAGGUGCUUGCGGCCCAGGUGCAAAUUGUCGUGUUGAAGAACAUCAUCCAGUGUGCUCAUGCAAUGCUGGACUAACUGGCAAUCCCGGUGUACGCUGUUAUGCUUUAGAUGUGCCGAAAAAACCAACUCGAAAUCCUUGUAUACCUAGUCCAUGUGGUAUAAACAGCGAAUGCAAAUUGCUUAAUAAUCGAGCAGUAUGUUCUUGUUUACCCGGUUACUUAGGAGAUCCACAAUCCGGAUGCCACCCAGAAUGUGACAUAAAUUCUGAUUGCAGUCAAUCACAAUCUUGUAUUAAUCACAAAUGUAUUGACCCAUGUGGCGGUACUAUAUGUGGAAUUAACGCCAUUUGCAAUGUCAGACAACAUACACCAAUUUGUACAUGUUUAGAUGGAUUUACUGGUGACGCAUUUUUGCAAUGUGUUGCGAUUGGUGUACUUAAAAAUGUUUCACGUGACCCAUGUACACCUUCUCCGUGCGGGCCAAAUGAUGUUUGCUCAAUUUAUGACGAUGGUGUUGCGCUCUGUGAUCCAUGCUUUGGGCCUAAUGCUCAGCAGAAUCCUCGUUGCCGCCCGGAAUGCUUAUCUAAUUCGGACUGUCCUUUCGAUAGAGCUUGUUUGGGACAGCGUUGUCUGGAUCCAUGUCCCGGCUCUUGUGGUCAUAAUGCUAUAUGUAAUGUAUACGAACACAAUCCAAUUUGUAGUUGCCCACAAGGUUUAUAUGGUAAUCCAUAUGAACAUUGCUCAUUACCGUCACCAGUUAUACCAACUCCAUCUCCAAGUUGUGAAAAAUUACGUUGUGGUGCUAAUGCUGAGUGUAAAAAGCAUGGAAGUUCGUUAGCUUGCGUAUGUCGUAAAGGAUACUUUGGCGAUCCUUUCAUUGGCUGUCGACCAGAAUGUGUUUUAAAUACAGACUGUCCAGUAGACAAAUCAUGCGUGAAUUCAAAAUGUGUAGACGCAUGUGUUGGUGUUUGUGGUAUAAAUGCUGUUUGUCAUGUUGUUAAUCACUCUCCAGUUUGUAUAUGCUCUGAAGGUUAUACUGGUAAUGCUUUCUUAGCAUGCAACCCAUAUUACUUGCCACCAACAAAGACACCAAGCAAAAAGCCAAUUAACCCUUGCAACCCAUCCCCAUGUGGUCCUAAUUCUCGUUGCCUAGCAUCAAAUGACGGGUCUGCUGCUUGUUCUUGUUUGCCGAAUUUCAAAGGGGCGCCGCCAGUUUGUCAACCAGAGUGCGUUGUUAGUUCAGAAUGUGUUCUGAAUAGAGCUUGCAUUAACAAUCGAUGUGCAGACCCUUGUCCUGGAACAUGUGGCGUAGGGGCACGUUGCGAAGUUUUAAAUCACAAUGUUAUCUGUUCAUGCGAACAAGGUUUUGAAGGAGAUCCAUUCGUUUCAUGUUCACGAAUACCAAUGAUUACUGACGAACAGCCACGUAAACCAGAAAAUCCAUGUGUACCUUCACCUUGUGGUCCCAAUUCUAUUUGUCAAAUAAAGCAAGGUCGACCAGUUUGCUCUUGUAUUGCCAAUUACGUCGGUAGCCCACCAUACUGCAGACCUGAAUGCACAUUAAAUAGUCAAUGCUCAGCCGAUAAAGCUUGCAUUCAGGAGAAAUGUCAAAGUCCUUGUACUGAUACAUGUGGACACAAUGCACGUUGUACAGUUAUUGCACAUUCUGCGCACUGUAGCUGUGAACUAGGCUAUGAAGGUGAUGCAUUUGUGGGAUGCUCAAAGGUUGAAGAAAAAACUCAUGAUCGCAUUGACCCAUGCUAUCCAAGUCCAUGUGGGGAAAAUGCUGUGUGUGCUGAACGCAAUGGUGCAGCACGGUGUACAUGUAUUGAACCAUACAUUGGUGAUCCAUAUACAACUGGAUGUCGACCUGAAUGUGUUUACAACUCGGAAUGUUCCUCUGCAUUAGCUUGCAUUAAGCAACACUGUCGAGAUCCUUGUAUCGGCACUUGUGGCACUAACGCCGAGUGUACUGUGGUUAAUCAUGUACCUACUUGUAGUUGUGCAUAUGGUUUUGAAGGCAAUCCAUUUGUUGGCUGUAAGAAGGAAAUUUACCCAAUCGGACCAUUAACACCAUGUGAACCUAGCCCAUGUGGACCUAAUAGCAUAUGUCGCAUUGUUGACGGUCGUCCAACUUGCUCAUGUCAAGUAGGCUACUUCGGUGCUCCACCAACGUGCCGACCUGAGUGUGUUGUUAGCUCCGAGUGUAACCAAAACUUGGCUUGUAUUAAUCAAAAAUGUGUCGAUCCGUGCAUAGAUACGUGCGGAUUCAAUGCGAAAUGCGAUGUUGUUAAUCAUAAUCCAAUUUGUACAUGCCCUGUUGAUUUCGUGGGCGACCCAUUCGAGCAAUGCAUGCCAAAACAACCAGAACGUAAGGUAAAUCCAUGUAUUCCCAGCCCAUGUGGACCAAAUGCUGAAUGUCGUGUAGUUGAUAAUCGUUCCGCAUGUAAUUGCGCACCUGGCAUGUUUGGAGCUCCACCAAAUUGUAGACCGGAAUGUGUUAUACAUCAAGAUUGCCCAUCUCAUCGGGCUUGCAUUCGUCAACGCUGCGAAGAUCCUUGUGUAGGUGCAUGUGGAUUUAAUGCCAUUUGCAGUUCCCAAAAUCAUAAACCUAUUUGUUCUUGCAUUGAGGGUCAUGAAGGUGAUCCCUAUGCGGGCUGUAAUAUGCGUCAAAUCGUGGUGCCUGAUAUACCAAGUGAUCCAUGUAUCCCUUCACCUUGCGGUUCCAAUGCCAUUUGCAGCAAGCGUAAUGGUGCUGGUUCAUGUAAAUGCAUGCAAAAUUACUACGGCGAUCCAUAUAUCAAUUGCAGUCCAGAAUGUAUACAAAAUAGUGAAUGUCCGCAUACCAAAUCGUGUAUCAAUAUGAAAUGUGUUGAUCCAUGCAUUAAUUUAUGUGGUAUAAAUGCUGUUUGUCGCGUUACAAAUCAUAUACCUGUAUGCAAUUGUAAUACCGGUUACAUUGGUAAUCCAAUGCGUAUUUGUCAUGAAAAACCAUCAAACAUGUACUUACCAAUACCAAAAGAUCCUUGUCGACCAUCACCUUGUGGUCUGUUUAGUAUCUGUCGUAUUGCCAACAAUCGCCCAGUUUGCUCUUGUUUACCUGAUUAUAUUGGCAGCCCCCCCAAUUGCAAACCUGAAUGUGUUAUAAGUUCAGAGUGUCCUUCAAAUAGAGCUUGUGUUAAUCAACGAUGCAUUGACCCAUGCCCAGGUACAUGUGGACAUAAUGCAAUAUGCCGCGUAACGAAUCACUCACCGAUAUGUAGCUGCAAUGAUGGCUAUGAAGGCGAUCCAUUUCAACAGUGUUGGCCAGAAAGAAAACCACCGCCAACAAUUUCCAACGAGCCUAUAGUACCUAAAAAUCCCUGUAUUCCCACACCAUGUGGCCCUAACUCGCAAUGUCAAGUGUCAAAUGUAGGCGCUGUUUGCUCUUGCAUUCCAAACUAUGUAGGACGCGCCCCAAAUUGUCGCCCAGAAUGCACAAUAAGUACUGAAUGCGCAGCAAAUAUGGCCUGCAUGAAUUCACGUUGUGCCAAUCCUUGCAUUGGCUCUUGUGGUAACAACGCGUUGUGUCAUGUAAGUUCCCACGUACCUGUUUGUAUGUGCGAACAUGGCUAUACUGGUGAUCCGUUUUCAGGCUGCUAUAAAGUUAUAAAAAUUCCUGAUGAACCUGUUAGACCUUGUCACCCAAGUCCUUGUGGACAAAAUGCUAUUUGUGAAGAGCGCAAUCAAGCGGUUUCAUGUAAAUGCAUACCAGAUUAUUUCGGUGAUCCAUAUAUGGAAUGUAGACCAGAGUGUGUUAUUAAUUUGGAUUGUCCAAAGGCACGUGCUUGUAUUAACAACAAGUGUGUUGAUCCUUGUGUGGGUAUGUGUGGACGUAAUGCUGAGUGUAUUGUAUUUAAUCAUGCACCCAAUUGUGAAUGUUACGCUGGUUUCACUGGAAAUCCAAUUAUUGGAUGUAGUCCAAUAAUUCAAAUACCGCCAAUAAAUGAGCCAAUUGUUCCUCAUAAUCCUUGUCAACCUACCCCUUGUGGACUCUAUAGCAACUGCCGAGCUGUUAAUGGGCAUGCGGUGUGCUCUUGCAUACCAAACUAUGUGGGUCAUCCACCUAAUUGUCGACCCGAAUGUAUUAGCAGUUCUGAAUGUGCUCAGGACAAAUCUUGCAUUAACGAACGCUGUAUGAAUCCUUGUCCUGGUACGUGCGGAAAUAACGCGCUUUGUCGAGUGGUAAAUCAUAAUCCAAUCUGCUCAUGUAAGCCUGAUUUCACGGGUGAUCCAUUUAUACGCUGUAUAUAUGAAGAAAAGCGUCCUAUUAUAAGAGUUCCUGAAAAUCCAUGCAUACCAUCGCCAUGCGGACCGAAUUCCGAAUGUCGGGUUUCGUCUGCUAAUGAGCAACCCGUGUGCUCUUGCUUGACAAAUUACAUUGGUAGAGCGCCAAAUUGCCGACCUGAAUGUACUUUGAAUUCAGAGUGUCGUGGCAAUAUGGCAUGCAUAAAUCAACGCUGUCAAAAUCCAUGCCAGGGUUCAUGUGGUUCAUUUACGACAUGUAUUGUAAAUAAUCAUAGACCUAUAUGUCGUUGCUUGGAAGGUUAUACAGGCGAUCCAUUUUCAGAAUGUAGUCCUCAAAUUACUGUGGUGCCAGAAAAAGCUGAACCUUGUAAUCCUUCUCCAUGUGGAACCAAUGCUAUAUGUAAAGAGCGCAACGGUGUCGGCUCAUGCACAUGUUUACCCGAGUAUACAGGAGAUCCGUAUACAGAAUGCCGACCAGAAUGUGUUUUGAACACAGAUUGUCCCAAAAAUCUUGCUUGUGUUAAUAACAAAUGCCGCGAUCCCUGCCCAGGUGUUUGCGGUGUAUCAGCUGAAUGUCAUGUAAUUAAUCAUGCACCUAGUUGUAGUUGCCCUUCAGGUUAUACAGGCAACCCAUCAGAAUUUUGUCGCGAAGCAACAAAACAAAUAGAACCAGUGCAACCAUGCCGUCCCUCUCCUUGUGGUCCAUAUAGUCAGUGUCGUGAACUAAAAGGACAUGCAGUUUGUUCCUGCAUUGUCAACUAUGUGGGCACACCUCCAAAUUGCCGCCCUGAGUGCUCAGUUAGCUCUGAGUGUUCACAAAAUCAUGCUUGUGUGAAUUUACGCUGCGUAGACCCAUGCAUAGGAACUUGUGGCAAUGAUGCACUUUGUAAAGUCACAAGUCAUAAUCCAAUUUGUUCUUGCCCACCGGGUUUCACUGGUGAUGCAUUCAUACGCUGCCUACGAAUUGAAAAAGAAGAAGAAACGCGCAAACCAACAAUCCCAGAAAAUCCAUGUAUACCUAGUCCUUGCGGUCCAAACUCGCAGUGUCGUGUUGUUGGUGAAACUCCUGUUUGCUCAUGUUUACCGAACUUUAUCGGUCGUGCACCUAAUUGUAGACCCGAAUGUAGUCUGAAUUCCGAAUGUCCUGCCGAUUUGGCUUGCAUUAAUGAAAAGUGUAAAGAUCCCUGUCCUGGUUCAUGUGGUUUCAAUGCAAUUUGCAAUGUUGUGAACCAUAAACCAAUUUGCAUAUGUGAGAAUGAAUAUACUGGAGAUCCAUUUGCUGGAUGCAAUCCAAUGUCUAUAACUGUCCCACCUGAACAUUUGACACCUUGUAAUCCUUCACCUUGCGGACCUAAUGCCGAAUGCAAAGAGCGCAGUGGCGCUGGUUCUUGUACAUGUUUAACUGGAUACUUUGGAGAUCCAUACAGUGGCUGUCGUCCCGAAUGUGUAGUUAAUUCUGACUGCUCUCGCGAUAAAUCCUGUGUUAAUAAUAAAUGCUCCGAUCCUUGUCCAGGAGUUUGUGGACUUAAUUCCGAAUGCCGUGUUAACAAUCAUGCACCGACAUGUCAUUGCCUGCAAGGAUAUACUGGAAAUCCUUUAAGUGCAUGCCGUGAAAUUCCUCAAGUUAUUACACCAACACCAAAAGAUGUUAAUCCUUGCGUACCCUCUCCAUGUGGACCUUAUAGUCAGUGUAGAGAAAUAAAUGACCACGCCGUAUGCUCUUGUCAAACGAAUUUUAUUGGCUCUCCACCUAACUGCCGACCUGAAUGCAUCGUUAGUUCUGAUUGUGCACAAAAUCUAGCUUGUCAAAAUCAAAAGUGCAUUGAUCCUUGCCCUGGUACUUGUGGUACUGAAGCACGAUGCCAAGUAAUAAAUCAUUAUGCUGCAUGUUCUUGUCCACCGGGUUAUACGGGAGAUCCCUUCAAUCGAUGUACUAGAAUUAAAUUGGACCUACCUUCUGUAGAAAAGACUGGUAAUCCGUGUGUACCUUCACCAUGUGGACCCAACUCGAAAUGCCUCGAUGUUGGUGGUUCACCUGCAUGUUCCUGCCUGCCAAACUAUCUGGGACGUCCACCUAAUUGUCGUCCUGAAUGCAUGAGUAGUUCUGAUUGUCCUGCGAAUUUGGCAUGUAUAAAUCAAAAAUGUUCAAAUCCAUGUAUUGGUGCUUGUGGCAUACAUUCUUCAUGUACUGUUAUUAAGCACAACCCUACAUGUCAAUGCGAAAUCGAUUACACUGGAGAUCCAUUCUCCGGUUGUAGCGUUAUACAAAAAAUAACACCAACCGAACCUCCUCGUGAUCCUUGCAACCCUAGUCCUUGUGGACCUAAUGCCGUUUGUCGUGAACGCAAUAAUGCUGGUUCUUGUUCCUGCUUACCAGAAUAUUUUGGAGAUCCUUACACAGGUUGCCGACCAGAAUGUGUACAAAACCCAGAUUGUGAUCGUUCAAAGGCUUGCAUUAAUAACAAAUGUCAAGAUCCGUGCCCAGGUGUUUGUGGCAUUAAUGCUGAAUGUAGAGUACUUAUUCAUGCACCAAAAUGUACUUGCUUUGAAGGCUAUACUGGAGACCCGUAUUCAUCAUGUGCAGUAGUUGAAGUUACUACAAUAGCCCCAUCAAAGCCUUGCCAGCCAUCACCAUGUGGUCCUUACAGUCAGUGUCGUGAAAUGAAUGGCCACGCUGUUUGUUCUUGUAUUGAUGGAUAUAUUGGUGCUCCACCAUCAUGUAAACCUGAAUGUGUUGUUAGUUCUGAAUGCCCACAGAAUCGCGCCUGUAUAAGUCAAAAAUGUGAUGAUCCUUGUCGAGGUGCUUGUGGUAACAGUGCAAGGUGUCAAGUAGUUAACCAUAAUCCUAUUUGUACCUGUCCUCCUGGUAUGACAGGAGAUCCAUUUAUAGUAUGUACGGAGGCACGGGAAACUCCACGUGAUCCACUUAAUCCAUGUGUACCAUCUCCUUGUGGACCCAAUUCUUUGUGUCGUGAAAUAGCUAACCAAGCUGCCUGCUCAUGCCAAACCAAUUAUGUUGGACGACCACCGAAUUGUCGACCUGAAUGUACAAAUAAUGAUGAAUGCCAAAAUCAUUUGUCAUGUCAAAACGAACGAUGCAUUGAUCCUUGUCCCGGAUCUUGUGGUAAUAAUGCUAUCUGCAAAGUUGUUCAACACAAUGCUGUAUGUUCCUGCAUAGACGGUUUUGAAGGAGAUCCAAUAAUAGGGUGUAACGUAAUACAGCCUCCUUUACCAAAGCAGCCAGAUAGUUCACCUUGUAAGCCAUCACCGUGUGGUCCACAUGCAGAAUGUCGCGAACGAAAUGGAGCUGGUGCUUGUUAUUGUCAUGAAGGUUUUGAGGGCAAUGCUUAUGACUUGGAACGUGGCUGCAGACGAGAAUGUGAAAUUAAUGAUGACUGUGCUUUGUCACAGUCUUGUGUACGGUUUAAAUGUGUUGAUCCAUGUGAAAACAUAUGUGGUGAAUUUGCAAUUUGUUCAGUCGAAAAUCAUGUGCCCACAUGUAAUUGUCCUUCAGGAUAUACAGGGGAUCCAUUCUUCCAAUGUAAACCAAUUCCAGUUACACCACCAUCUAUUAUAAAUCCUUGCGUACCGUCACCAUGCGGUCCAAAUAGUAUUUGCCGCAGUUUAAAUGAUCGUGCAGUAUGUUUAUGUCAAACAGGAUUCAUUAAUCAACCACCAAAUUGUCGUCCAGAAUGCGUUGUUAGUUCAGAGUGUGCUUCCGAUCGUGCUUGUGUUAAUAAAAAAUGUGUCGACCCAUGCCAGCAUACAUGUGGAGCUCGUGCUAUUUGCACAACUAAGAAUCAUAGUCCAAUCUGCACAUGUCCUCGAGGAAUGACAGGCGAUCCAUUUGUUCAAUGCUCGAAAAUACCUAUUGUUAUUGAGCCUGAGCCAACUGAACGUCCCCCAUCUUGCCUUCCAUCUCCUUGUGGACCCAAUUCAAAGUGUCAAAUCGUUGGUGGAACUCCUGCUUGUUCAUGUUUAGCAGAUUUUAUUGGUGCACCACCAAAUUGUCGUCCAGAAUGUGUUCUGAAUUCAGAAUGUGGACCAACUGAAGCAUGCAUCAAUCAGAAAUGUCGCGAUCCAUGCCCAGGUUCUUGCGGUUUUGAAGCAAAAUGUCACGUACUUAAUCAUGUGCCCAUCUGUAACUGCAUUGAUGGCUUCACUGGUGAUCCAUUUAUUCGUUGCAGUCCAAUACCAAAAGUUACAGAGAAGCCUAAGGUAUCUGAUGAUCCUUGUGAUCCAAACCCUUGUGGUCCAAAUGCUGAUUGCUUGCGUGGUGAAUGCCGCUGUCAAGAUAAUUAUCAAGGUAAUCCUUAUGAUGGUUGUCGACCAGAAUGUACUUUAUCAGCUGAUUGUGCGCGAGAUAAGGCUUGUUUGCGUAAUAGAUGUGUAGAUCCUUGUCCUGGAACGUGUGGUCUUAACGCUCUUUGUGAAGUAUUAAAUCAUAUUCCAUCGUGCUCAUGUUUAGAUGGUUAUGAAGGAGAUCCAUUUAAUAGUUGCAGACCAAAAGAAAAAGAAAAAGACACUCCAACUUUGCCUUGUUCUCCAUCACCUUGUGGACCAAAUAGUCAGUGUCGAGAUGUUGAUAAUCAUCCUGUAUGCUCAUGUAUUAAUGGAUACGUUGGUGCUCCACCACUAUGCCGUCCUGAAUGUAUUGUAUCCAGUGAAUGCUCUGCUGUUCAAGCUUGUGUGAAUAAGAAAUGUGUUGACCCAUGCGCUGGAGCUUGUGGCAUUAAUGCACGUUGUGAAGUUGUUAAUCACAGUCCAAUUUGCGGUUGUCCACCAAGCAAAACGGGUGAUCCAUUUAAAAACUGCAUAGAUAUACCUGCUACACCAAUAGAUCGUGUACCAAAUAUAGAGAGAGAUCCUUGUAUCCCAUCACCUUGUGGAGCUAACUCUAUAUGUAAAGCAAGUGCUAGUGGACCAUCAUGUCAGUGCCUACCAGAAUUCUUUGGUUCACCACCAAAUUGUCGUCCUGAAUGUAUUAUAAAUCCAGACUGUUCGUCUACGCAAGCUUGUAUUAACAAUAAAUGCCGAGAUCCUUGCCCAGGCUCUUGUGGUACUAAUGCUGAGUGUCGUGUUAUCAGCCAUACCGUAUCAUGUUCUUGUCCAAUUGGUUUUGCAGGAAAUGCAUUUGUUCAAUGUGUGCAAGUACAAGAACAACCUAAACCUUGCGAACCUUCACCUUGUGGUACAAAUGCGGAAUGUAUUGCACGUAACGAAGCAGCAAUUUGUAAAUGUUUUAAUGAUUAUAUUGGAAAUCCCUACGAAAGCUGUCGCCCAGAAUGUGUUCUAAGUUCUGAUUGUGCCACUGAUGAAGCUUGCAUCCAGAAUAAGUGUAAAGAUCCAUGUCCUGGUAUAUGCGGAUCAAAUGCUCAAUGUUAUGCAGUUAACCAUGUACCAAAUUGCGUUUGUAUUGAAGGAUACACUGGUGAUCCGUUCUCAAAUUGUCAACGUCAAGUUAUACCGACCACUCCACCACCAAUUGAAAAUCCUUGCCAACCUUCACCAUGUGGUCCAAAUAGUAAAUGUCGUGAAGCUAAUAACCUAGCAGUUUGCUCUUGCUUGGAGUCAUUCAUUGGUGUCCCACCAAACUGUAAACCUGAAUGUACCGUUAACGCAGAGUGUCCACAAAACAAAGCAUGUCAUAAAUUUAAAUGUGCUAAUCCAUGCGCCGGCACAUGUGGUAUUAAUGCCAAAUGUGAAGUAAUUAACCAUAAUCCCAUCUGCAGCUGCCCGUUAGACAUGACUGGUGAUCCAUUUGCACGCUGCUAUCCAACUCCGCCAAUAAGUACUAAGGAAGUUUCAAAACCAAGGAAUCCAUGUCUUCCAUCACCAUGCGGAUUAUAUUCUGAAUGCCGAGUAAAUGGAGACCAAGCUUCCUGUUCAUGCUUACCUACUUAUAUAGGAGCGCCACCAAACUGUCGUCCGGAAUGCAUUGUUAACACUGAUUGUCCAUCAGAUUUGUCAUGUAUUGCAGAAAAAUGUCGCAAUCCUUGUGAAGGUUCCUGUGGUGUAUUAUCUGAAUGUCGUAUACAGAACCAUAUUGCAAUUUGUACUUGCCGCAAUGGUUUUACCGGUGAUCCAUUCACACAAUGUGUCGAAGUUAUUGAAGUGAAGACGCCUCCAACUCUUUACGAAGAUCCAUGUGAUUUACAACCAUGCGGUGCAAAUACAGAAUGCAAUAAUGGCAUCUGUACCUGCUUAAAAGACUACCAGGGUGAUCCAAAUAUUGGUUGUAGACCAGAAUGUACAGUUAGUACUGAUUGUUCACCAAAUAGAGCGUGCCUCAACAAAAAGUGUGUGGAUCCAUGUCCAGGCACAUGUGGUCAAAAUGCAGAAUGCAAUGUAUUAAAUCAUAUACCAAUAUGCAGUUGUCCAAAAGGAUACACUGGUGAUCCAUUUAUUGAUUGCCGGCGUGAAGAAAUACGCAUAGAAUCCAAGCCGAAAGAUCCUUGCCAACCAAAUCCAUGUGGUCCAAAUAGCAUAUGCCAUACAUCUGCACAAGGCGCAGUCUGUGCAUGUCAACCGGGUAUGCUUGGGUCACCACCAGCUUGUAAACCAGAAUGCGUUGUCAGCUCUGAAUGUUCAUUACAAACCGCUUGUAUGCAAAAGAAAUGCAUAGAUCCUUGUCCUGGUGCGUGUGGCCAAUAUGCAAAAUGCCAAGUAAUCAAUCAUAAUCCUAUUUGUACAUGCAACAUUGGUUAUACGGGUGAUCCGUUUACACGUUGCUAUCUCGAAGAAAGGAAAGAAGUACAAGAAAAUCCGUGCGUACCAACACCAUGCGGUCCCAACUCUGAAUGCAAAAUUGUCGGUGAUAGCCCUGCCUGUUCAUGUGCAGCAACGUUUAUAGGAAAACCACCUAAUUGCCGUCCAGAAUGUUCAAUAAAUUCCGAAUGCAUACCUACAAAAGCAUGUAUUCGUCAAAGGUGUGGCGAUCCCUGUAUUGGGUCUUGUGGAUUUAAUGCACGUUGCACUGUUGCAAAUCAUAUGCCUAUUUGCAGUUGUGAAAGCGGUUAUACUGGAGAUCCAUUUACCAGCUGUCAACCCGUUCAAGUGCGUGUAGAGUACGAGCAAGUAACGCCUUGUGUACCGAAUCCUUGCGGAUCAAAUGCUAUUUGUCGAGAACAAAACGGUAUUGGCUCAUGUCAAUGCUUGCCGGAGCAUUUCGGAGAUCCGUAUCAAUCGUGUCGUCCAGAGUGUGUAUUGAACUCCGAUUGUCCAUCAAAUAAAGCGUGUAUGCAAAAUAAAUGUCGAGAUCCAUGUCCUGGUGUGUGUGGUACAAACGCUGAUUGUAGUGUAACAAAUCAUAUACCCCGUUGUACUUGUCGCAUUGGAUAUAUCGGUGCGCCGUACCGACAUUGUCAUGCAGAGCCCAUUAAACCAAUACUCAAAGAAGAACCUUUGAAUCCUUGUGUUCCAUCACCAUGCGGACCCAAUUCUCAAUGUCGUGAAUUGAAUGGUCAAGCAGUGUGUUCUUGUGUUGAAAACUAUAUUGGAUUACCGCCUAAUUGUAGGCCUGAAUGUGUCCUGACCACUGAGUGCGCUGUAGAUAAAGCAUGUGUAAAUCAACGUUGUCAAGACCCUUGUCCGGGAACUUGUGGUAUGCAUACUGAAUGUCGCGUGCGUAAUCACAGCCCAUUAUGUCAGUGUCGAGUUGGUUUUACAGGGGAUGCAUUUACUCGUUGUUAUCCUCUACCACCUCCACCACCUGCUAUACCACGCAUCGAACGUGAUCCUUGUGUGCCCUCGCCAUGUGGGCCCAAUAGUCAGUGUCGGAAUAUAAAUAGUUUACCUUCAUGCUCCUGUUUAGAAACAUUUAUAGGUGCACCACCAAACUGUCGUCCAGAAUGUACAAUUAGUGCAGAAUGUCCUUCUGAUAGAGCUUGUAUACGAAAUAAAUGUAUUGAUCCCUGCCCUGGUUCAUGUGGAAUCUCGGCGGUAUGUAAUGUUAUUAAUCAUACGCCUGUUUGUACUUGUAUCAGUGGGUACACUGGCGAUCCCUUUACAAGUUGUAGACUAACGCCACCUGACUCUGUAAUAAAUGAGCCUAUUGAUCUUUGUAAUCCAUCACCUUGUGGUUCAAAUGCACAGUGUCAAAAUGGUGUUUGUAGUUGUCUUCCUGAAUAUCAUGGCGACCCGUAUUCAGGUUGUCGUCCAGAAUGUGUUUUAAAUAAUGAUUGCCCUCGCGAUAAAGCGUGUUUACGCAGCAAAUGUGAAAAUCCUUGCCCUGGUACUUGUGGUGAGAAUGCUAUAUGUAAUGUCGUAAACCAUAUUCCGAUGUGUAGAUGUCCAGAUGGUACUGCUGGAAGUGCAUUUAUUCGUUGCAGUCCUAUUCAAAAAAUAAAAAUAACGAAUCCCUGCCAACCAAGCCCAUGUGGUCCUAAUUCUCAAUGCCGUGAAGUUAACCAACAAGCUGUAUGCUCAUGCCUACUAGGUUUUAUUGGUAGUCCACCAACAUGUCGCCCAGAAUGUGUCUCUAACUCAGAGUGUUCGCCAAUAUUAGCUUGCCUUAAUCAGAAAUGCAACGAUCCCUGUUUGGGUGCUUGUGGUAUAGGUGCCAAAUGUACUGUUGUAAAUCACAGUCCAUUUUGCACCUGUCCAGAGGGCUUUACAGGAAGUCCGUUUGUACGUUGUCAACGUAUAAUUAAACCUAUUGAAGACAUUAUUCCAAAAAAUCCAUGCGUACCCUCCCCAUGUGGUCCAUAUUCUCAAUGUCGUUCUCUUGGAGAAGCACCAUCAUGUUCUUGUCUGGAGUCAUAUAUUGGAACGCCGCCGAAUUGUCGACCCGAAUGUAUUACCAGCUCAGAUUGCAUUAGUAGCCUUACAUGUAUUAAUCAGAAGUGCGUAGAUCCUUGUCCUGGACGAUGUGGUCUUAAUGCCGAGUGUCGUGUAAUUAGUCAUGCCGUGCAAUGUGUUUGUAUUGUUGGGUAUUUUGGAGAUCCGUUUGUUCAAUGUAACCCUCCAAUUGAGAGAGAUGUUAUUGAAGUUUUAACACCUUGUAACCCAACUCCUUGCGGGCCAAAUGCUGUAUGCACUGAGCGUAAUAAAGCAGGAGCUUGCAGUUGUUUAUCAAACUAUUUUGGCAAUCCUUAUGAAGGUUGCCGUCCUGAAUGUGUUCUUAAUUCAGAUUGUCCAUCAAAUAAAGCUUGUCAACAACAAAAAUGUCAAGAUCCAUGUCCAGGUACAUGUGGACAAAAUUCUGAAUGUCUAGUUGUUAACCAUCUGCCAUCUUGUAACUGUUUAAGCGGCUUUACUGGCGAUCCCUAUCGAUAUUGUACUCGACUACUGGAACCGAUUCAAGAUAAAUAUAUAAAUCCUUGUCAACCAUCUCCGUGUGGUCCUAAUUCUAAUUGUCGUGAGGCAAAUAAUCAAGCGGUCUGCUCAUGCAUGCCGCAAUUUAUUGGAACUCCACCAGCUUGUCGCCCAGAAUGCACUAUAUCUUCUGAAUGUUCUGCCGAUAAAGCUUGUAUAAAUCAGCAGUGUAUUAAUCCAUGUUUAUCUAAACCUUGUGGAAGUAACGCUGAAUGUCGUGUCCGAAACCAUAGCCCAAUUUGUACUUGUGAAUUUGGUUAUACAGGGGAUGCGUUUACGCAUUGUUACCUGAUACCACCUCCACCAACUGAAAUACAACGUGAACCUUAUGACGCUUGCAUUCCUUCACCAUGCGGUCCAAACUCCGAGUGCCGAAAUAGGGACAAUGUUCCAUCAUGUAGUUGCCUUCCAUCAUUUAUUGGACAACCUCCAAACUGUCGUCAUGAAUGUACAAUAAACUCAGAAUGUCCCAGUCAACAAGCUUGCAUAAAUAACAAAUGUCGUGAUCCGUGUCCAGGUGCAUGUGGACUGAAUACUAUAUGCCGUGUAAUAAAUCACACUCCUUCAUGCGUCUGUGUCGAUAAUUAUAUUGGGAAUCCAUUUAUAUCUUGUAAUCCAAAACCUCCCACUCCGACAGAACCACCUACACGAGAUGAUCCUUGCAUUCCAUCUCCAUGUGGAUUGAAUGCUGAGUGUAACAAUGGAAAGUGUAGCUGCAUAGCUGAAUAUCAUGGUGAUCCGUACUUAGAAUGUCGUCCUGAAUGUGUAUUGAACUCGGACUGCUCCUAUGAUCGUGCAUGUAUAAGAAAUAAAUGUGUUGACCCUUGUCCUGGAACUUGUGGUUUGAACGCUAUUUGCGUUGUAAACCAUCAUGUACCCAUGUGUCAUUGUCCAGAAAAUAUGUCUGGAAAUGCAUUCUUCGAAUGUCGAGCAAUAAAAACUAUUUUGAUUAAAAAACCUUGUGAACCAUCACCUUGUGGUCCUAAUAGUCAUUGUCGUGUUGUUCACGAAACUGCAGUUUGUUCUUGUUUAACUGAUUACAUUGGUAGUCCUCCACAAUGUCGACCCGAAUGCACAACUAAUUCUGAAUGCCCACCAAACCAAGCAUGUCAGAACAUGAAAUGCCGCGAUCCUUGUCCAGGAUCCUGUGGCUUUAAUGCAAUUUGCAACGUUGUGAAUCAUUCUCCAUAUUGUUCAUGUCCCAAUCAGAUGACUGGAAAUGCAUUCGUACGUUGUCAAGAAAUAAUUCAACCUAUCCGUGAUGUUGUACAAAUUAGUCCUUGUACGCCGUCACCAUGUGGACCUAACUCAGAAUGUAGAGUUAGUGGUGAUUCACCAUCAUGUUCUUGCUUACCAGACUACUUAGGGUCGCCGCCGAAUUGUCGUCCUGAAUGCAUUACUAACUCUGAAUGCUCUUCAAGCCAAGCUUGCAUAAAUCAAAAGUGUAAAGAUCCAUGUACUGGACUUUGCGGCUUAAAUGCCAGAUGCCAAGUAUUUAGUCAUACAUCUAUGUGUCUAUGUCCUGAAGGACUAACCGGCGACCCGUUCAUUCAAUGUUUGCCAGUUCUACAUGAAGAAGUUCAACAAAUCAAUCCAUGUCAACAAAGCCCGUGUGGUAUUAAUGCAAUAUGUGAAGCAAGAAAUGAAGCGGGCUCGUGCCAAUGCCUUCCAGGAUAUCAAGGAAAUCCUUAUGAAGGUUGCCGUCCGGAGUGUGUUCUAAAUUCAGAUUGUUCGUCAGAUAAGUCAUGUGUUAGUGAAAAAUGUAGAGAUCCAUGUCCAGGUACUUGUGGACAAAAUGCUAUUUGUCAAGUAAUUAAUCACUUGGCAUCAUGCAGCUGUACCAAUGGCUACACAGGAGAUCCUUACAACUUCUGCAGUAUUCCUCAUAUUAAACCUAUCGAAGACUAUGUUAACCCUUGUCAACCCUCACCUUGCGGACCAAACUCACAAUGUCGAGAAAUAAAUAAACAACCUGUUUGUUCAUGUUUGUCUGACUAUAUAGGUAGUCCACCAGCAUGUCGUCCAGAAUGUAUUUCCAGUUCUGAGUGCCCAAUAAAUAAAGCCUGCGUUAAUCGAAAGUGCGCUGAUCCAUGUCCAGGUGUUUGUGGUCAAAAUGCUGCUUGUCGAGUCCGUAAUCAUAGUCCUAUUUGCACAUGUGAUAAUGGAUAUACAGGCGAUGCUUUCAUUCGUUGCACUCGCAUACCACCUCCUCUGUUAACAUCUAUCAAACAUGAACCAAAAGACCCCUGUGUACCUUCACCUUGCGGGCCAAAUUCACUAUGCCGUGAUAACAAUGGCUAUCCUUCUUGCAGUUGCUUACCAAAUUUCUUAGGAUCACCGCCACAAUGUCGUCCUGAAUGUACAAUUAAUUCUGAAUGUCCGAGCUCCCUCGCUUGUAUAAAUGAAAAAUGUCAGGACCCCUGCCCAGGAUCAUGUGGGAUAGACGCUGUUUGCAAUGUCAACAAUCACAUGCCCAUAUGCGUGUGUCAAGUAGGUUAUACUGGAAACCCAUUCACAUAUUGUAAUUUGAUUCCACAUAAAUCUGAUGUCAUACCUAUUGAUGAUCCUUGUAAUCCAUCACCAUGCGGAUCAAAUGCACAAUGUAAUAAUGGUAUUUGUACUUGUAUUGCUGAAUACCAUGGCGAUCCAUAUGUUGGUUGUCGCCCCGAAUGUGUUUUGCAUACUGACUGUAGUCGAGAUAGAGCAUGUGUACAAUACAAAUGUAUUGACCCUUGUCCAGGAACUUGUGCCAGUAACGCUUUAUGUGAAGUAGUUAAUCAUAUUGCAAUUUGUCAUUGCCCUGACGAUAUGGAAGGAAAUGCGUUUACCUUAUGCAAACCUAAACCACGUUUGGAUGUAGUCACUAAUCCCUGCAUACCAUCUCCAUGUGGAUCAAAUAGUCAGUGUCGCGUGUUUAAUGAACAACCAAUAUGUUCCUGUCUUCCCACAUUUAUCGGAAGUCCUCCCUUCUGCCGUCCCGAAUGUACAGUUAAUUCGGACUGUCCGCUGAACAAAGCAUGUCUUAACCAAAAAUGCAUUGACCCUUGCCCCGGUGUGUGCGGUCACAAUGCACUGUGUUUAGUAACAAAUCAUAGUCCGUUCUGUCGUUGUAAUCCAGGAUAUACUGGAAAUCCAUUUGCUAGCUGCCAACCGGUUGUAGAAAAACCGGUAAGAAUACAGCAACCUUGCAUUCCUUCACCAUGUGGUCCUUAUGCAGAGUGUCGUGCAAUCGGAGAAACACCUUCUUGCACAUGCUUAUCAGAUUAUAUUGGAGCUCCACCAAAUUGUAGACCAGAGUGUGUUACAAGUUCAGAGUGCACUCGAGACAAGGCAUGUAUAAAUCAAAAGUGCAAAGAUCCUUGCCCAGGACUUUGUGGAAGUGAGGCAGAAUGCCGCGUAACUUCACAUACGCCAAGUUGUUUCUGUUUAUCUGGGUAUGAAGGUGACCCAUUCGUUCAGUGUAUUAGAAAAACUAUAACAGAAUUAGAUCAAAUAGAUCCUUGCAAUCCAAACCCCUGUGGUCCAAAUGCACGUUGUACUCAACGCAACAAUGCUGGAUCAUGUGAAUGUUUAACCGACUACUUUGGAAAUCCUUACGAAGGUUGUCGUCCAGAAUGCAUGCUUGACUACGAUUGUCCAGCAGACAAAGCUUGCCAGAACAUGAAAUGCCGCAAUCCAUGUCCAGGUACAUGCGGAUUAAAUGCUCUAUGUAAUGUACUUAAUCAUGUUCCGACAUGUACUUGCCUCAUCGGAUAUGAGGGUGAUCCAUACAUACACUGUCAAGUACAACGCCAACCUAUUAAAGAAUACAUUAACCCAUGUCAACCUUCGCCAUGUGGACCAAAUUCGCAAUGUCGAGAAAUUAAUGAGCAACCGGUUUGCUCAUGUCUUCCUGAUUAUAUAGGAAAACCUCCUAUUUGUAGACCAGAGUGUACGAUUUCAUCUGAAUGUGUAAUUGACAAAGCAUGUGUCAACAAAAAAUGUGUAGAUCCCUGUCCAGGUACCUGUGGUACAAACGCAAACUGUAGAGUUCAUAACCACAGCCCCUUAUGUACUUGCCGUCAAGGUUUUACUGGAGAUGCUUUCUAUAGAUGUGUUCCUAUUCCACCGGCACCACCGGUUCAAAAGCAACGACAACCUGUUAAUCCCUGUAUACCAUCACCAUGUGGGCCUUAUUCACAGUGUCGUACUAUAAAUGAUUCUCCAUCCUGCUCUUGUUUGCAAAAUUAUAUUGGUACUCCACCAAAUUGUCGUCCUGAGUGUACUAUCAAUGCUGAAUGUCCAAGCAGUGAAGCAUGUAUAAAUGAGAAAUGUCGUGAUCCUUGUCCGGGGUCAUGUGGACUUGGAGCUGUAUGUAAUGUUAUAAACCAUACGCCAAAUUGUGUAUGUCCAGCAGGUUUUAGAGGUGAUCCAUUUACGUUCUGUAAUCAGGAAUAUGAUGAACAACCCAUUACUCCUGAUGAUCCUUGCCAACCAUCGCCCUGUGGGCCAAAUGCAGAUUGUAACAAUGGCAUUUGCAAUUGUAUACGUGAAUAUAUUGGUGAUCCAUACACUGGUUGUUAUCCAGAGUGUGUACUCAAUACAGAUUGUGCACGUGAUCGUGCAUGCAUACGUAAUAAAUGUGUUGAUCCCUGUCCAGGAACUUGUACGAAUAAAGCGAUUUGCCAAGUAAUAAAUCACGUACCAAUGUGUUCGUGCCCAAAUGGCAUGUCUGGUAAUGCAUUCAUAGAAUGUACCCCUAUACAAACUCCAAUUGUAAUUAAUGUAUGCCAACCAUCGCCUUGUGGUCCAAAUUCGCAAUGUCGUGACAUAAAUCAACAAGCUGUCUGUUCAUGUGCACCAGGCUUUAUAAGUACUCCACCAACUUGCCGUCCAGAAUGCACAGCCAACCAAGACUGUGCACCUACUUUAGCAUGUAUUAGGCAAAAAUGUAUUGAUCCAUGCCCAGGUUCUUGUGGACGAAAUGCUUUAUGUACUGUAGUUAAUCACGCUCCAUUCUGUACAUGUAUACCGCGUUAUACCGGAAAUCCAUUUGUUGCUUGUCAGCAAAUUAUAGAACCACCACAGUUCGAUGAAAAGCCACAAAACCCAUGUCGGCCGUCCCCAUGUGGCCCUAAUUCAGAAUGCCGUGCGAUUGGCAACGCUCCGUCUUGCACAUGUCUCGAGAACUUUGUUGGACUUCCACCUUAUUGUAAGCCUGAAUGUAUAUCUAACUCAGAAUGUGCGUCAAACUUAGCAUGCAUUAAUCAAAAAUGUAAAAGCCCUUGUGUAGGACUUUGUGCGACCAAUGCAGAGUGCCGAACAGUGUCUCAUACGCCUAUAUGCACAUGUAUUUUAGGAUAUACUGGAGAUCCUUUCACUUAUUGCGAGCCAGAACGCAUUACAGAUAUUGAAGUAAUUAAUCCUUGUAUUCCGUCACCUUGCGGAUCUAAUGCUAAUUGUAUUGAACGUAAUGGAGCGGGUGCCUGUAACUGUUUACCAAACUAUUUUGGAAAUCCAUACGAAGGAUGUGUACCUGAAUGUGUUGUGAAUUCUGAUUGUCCCUCAAAUAAGGCAUGUCAAAACCAAAACUGUCGCGAUCCAUGUCCGGGCACUUGUGGACAAAAUGCUGAAUGCAACGUGCUUAACCAUCUACCGAUUUGCAACUGUAUUGUGAGUUUCAUUGGAGAUCCCUACCAAUACUGUACUCAACCCGCACAACCAAAUACUUUUGAAUAUGUUAACCCAUGCCAGCCUUCUCCUUGCGGACCAAAUUCUGUUUGUCGGGAAGUUAAUUCACAGGCUGUAUGUGCAUGUUUAAGUGAUUAUAUUGGUGUACCUCCUACAUGUCGCCCUGAAUGUACAUCCAGCGCUGAAUGUCCUAUUGAUAAAGCAUGCAUUAAUCGCAAAUGUAGUGAUCCAUGCCCUGGUGUAUGUGGUCGAAAUGCUGUAUGCAAUGUACGCAACCAUAGCCCUAUAUGUGUGUGUGAAAAUGGGUUGACUGGUGAUGCCUUCGUACAAUGUGUGCCUAUUCCCACUCCUCCUAAAGUGUCUUUGGAUGUUUUCCAAAAUCCAUGCGUGCCAUCUCCUUGUGGACCAUAUUCCAUUUGCAAUAAUCGAAAUAAUUACCCAUCGUGCUCUUGUUUGCAAAACUAUGUUGGCAGUCCACCAAAUUGCCGACCCGAGUGCGUAAUUAAUUCUGAAUGUCAAAGUACUCAUGCUUGCAUUAAUGAAAAAUGUCAAGAUCCUUGUCCUGGAGCGUGUGGUGUAAAUACAAUAUGCGACGUAAUUAAUCACAUACCCAGUUGUUCUUGUAUAGCUGGAUAUGUUGGAGAUGCGUUUAGCAGUUGUUAUCCAGCGCCGAUACCACCUAAAAGAUACGAUGAACCUAAAGAUCCGUGCUAUCCCAAUCCUUGUGGCACCAACGCCGUAUGUUCUGGUGAUGGCCAAUGUAAAUGUAUAUCAGACUACGAAGGCGAUGCUUAUGUUGCUUGCAAACCAGAAUGUGUUCUUAAUUCUGAAUGUUCACAUAAACUUGCUUGCAUACGACAUAAAUGCGUUGAUCCAUGUCUUGAAACAUGUGCACCAAACGCAGUAUGUACAGUCGUUAAUCAUGUACCAAUGUGCUCUUGUUCAGAGGGGAUGACUGGUAAUGCAUUUAUACAUUGCAGUCGUUUACAAAUUAUCGAUAUAUAUAAAAAUCCUUGCCAACCAUCUCCUUGUGGUUCCAACGCCCAUUGUCGCGAAAUUAACUCACAAGCAGUUUGCAGCUGCUUACCUAAUUAUAUUGGUAGUCCUCCAAGUUGUCGUCCUGAAUGUAUAUCGAACUCUGAAUGUGCGCCAAACCGAUCAUGUCAAAACCAGAAAUGUAUUGACCCGUGUCCAGGAACGUGUGGUCUAAAUGCAAAAUGUACAGUAGUCAAUCACAAUCCAUUCUGUACGUGCUUUGAGGGUUAUACUGGUAAUUCGUUUAUACAUUGUCAACCUAUAAGAGAGCCUGUUAAAGACAAAAUAGAAAAUCCUUGCCAACCGUCUCCAUGCGGUCCAAACAGCCAAUGUCGAGCAAUAGGUGAGGCUCCUUCUUGUUCGUGUCUUGAAAAUUUCUUCGGUCAACCACCUUAUUGUCGUCCAGAGUGUGUCAGCAAUAGUGAAUGCGCUUCACAUCAAACUUGCAGAAAUAACCGAUGCAUAGAUCCGUGUCCAGGACUUUGUGGCCAAGCGACAACUUGUCGUACCAUAAGCCAUACAUCUAUGUGCUUCUGUGAAGAUGGUUAUACUGGCGAUCCUUUCUUACAAUGUUCACCAAUUAUUCAGCCAUUGGCAGAAUUUAUUGAUCCUUGCACACCAAAUCCAUGUGGAGCAUUCGCACAAUGCAUUCAGCAAAAUGGCAUCGGUUCAUGUCAAUGUUUACCAGAGUUCUUUGGAAAUCCUUACGAAAGUUGUCGACCAGAAUGUGUUAUAAAUACUGACUGUUCGUCAAAUUAUGCAUGUGUUAAUCAAAAAUGUCGCGAUCCUUGUCCAGGUACUUGUGGACAAAAUGCUGAAUGCUUCGUUAACAACCAUUUACCAAGAUGUAGCUGCAUUUUAGGAUAUACGGGUGAUCCAUACAGUUACUGUUCCCCUAAAAUUGAAACUAAAUUAGAAGAACCUGUAAACCCAUGCCAGCCAUCACCUUGCGGUCCUAACAGUCAAUGUAAAGAGCUUAACAAUCAAGCUAUUUGUUCUUGUUUGCCUGAAUUUGUAGGUAGUCCACCAGCUUGUAGACCCGAAUGCACUCUAAGUUCUGAAUGCGAUUUUAAUAAAGCGUGCAUUAGCAAAAAAUGUGCUGAUCCCUGCCCAGGUAUUUGUGGAAAGAACGCAAUUUGCAUGGUGCGAAAUCAUUCGCCACUGUGCUCUUGUAAAAACGGUUACCAAGGAGAUCCAUUUUCUCUCUGUUACCCAAUUCCUCCUCCAGCGACUUCUGUUAUUGUUGAACCUGAACGAAUUCGUGACCCUUGUUUCCCUUCACCAUGUGGACUAAAUUCCAAUUGCAGAAAUCUUAAUGGACAAGCUUCUUGUUCGUGUUUACCUGAUUUCCGAGGUGCUCCACCACAAUGUCGACCGGAAUGCUCUACAAAUUCUGAAUGCUCAUCAAAUUUAGCAUGUAUAAACAAUCAUUGUGUGGAUCCAUGUCCAGGUUCCUGUGCUUAUAACGCAAUUUGUUCUGUAAUAAACCAUAUGCCAAUUUGCCAAUGCCCUGAAAAAUUCAUAGGAGAUCCAUUUAGUUUAUGUCAACCCGCUCCUCCUCCAAAACCAACUAUUAAAGAUGAUCCCUGUACUCCUUCGCCGUGUGGAACUAAUGCAGUAUGCACUAAUGGUCAGUGUUCUUGUCUCGCAGAGUAUCAUGGAGAUCCUUAUGUCAACUGUCGACCAGAAUGUGUUCUUAAUACUGAGUGUGUAACUACCAAAGCUUGUAUUCGCAAUAGGUGCAUCGAUCCCUGUCCAGGCACUUGUGCUCAAAACGCGAUAUGUGAAGUUCUUAACCAUAUACCCAUGUGCCGUUGUCCAAACGCUAUGUCCGGUAAUGCCUUCGAUCAAUGUUAUCCUGUUCAAAAUAAACAAUUGGUUAACCCCUGCGUUCCUACACCAUGUGGUCCUAACAGCCGUUGUCGAGUUUAUAAUGGAAAUGCAGUUUGCUCUUGUAUUGAAGGAUUUUCAGGCAACCCACCAACAUGUCGUCCAGAAUGUACAAGAAAUUCAGAUUGUAUAUUAGAAAAAGCGUGUCAAAAUCAAAAAUGUGUUAACCCAUGUCCAGGAGUAUGUGGUUUUAAUGCCAUUUGUUCUGUCGUCAAUCAUUCUCCAUUCUGUUCAUGCCCUGCACCUUUUGAAGGAAAUCCAUUUUCGAGCUGUCAAAUCAGAAUUAAACCACCACAAAAGGACGAAAUUCAAAAUCCAUGUUAUCCAUCUCCUUGUGGUCUGAAUGCAGAUUGUCAAGUUAUUGGUGAAUCGCCCUCUUGUUCAUGUUUGCCCGAGUUUAUUGGAUCCCCACCAAACUGCCAUCCUGAGUGCUUAACGAAUAGUGAAUGCAAGCAAAAUAUGGCAUGCAUUAAUAGGAAGUGUGUUGAUCCAUGCCCUGGAAUAUGCGGUCAAAAUGCUAUAUGUCGUGUAUUUAAUCAUAUCGCCAUGUGCACUUGCACGCCCGGCUUUACUGGAGAUCCAUUUACAGGUUGCUCAUCGGAACCUAUAAAGCAAAUAAGUGUAACUAAUCCAUGCGAGCCGAGUCCUUGUGGAGCAAAUGCUGAGUGUCUACAGCUUGGUAAUGCUGGAUCUUGUCGAUGUUUAGCAGAUUAUUUCGGUAAUCCAUACGAAGGUUGUCGGCCAGAGUGUGUUCUAAAUUCAGAUUGUUUGUCUGAUAAGUCAUGUCAAAAUAAUAAGUGCAUUGACCCUUGUCCAGGUAUUUGUGCUUUAAAUGCAAUUUGCAAAGUAAUUAAUCACUUACCGACUUGCAACUGCAUUAACGGUUUUAUUGGUGAUCCCUAUAAAUACUGUGAAAUUUUAAAAGAUCCUGUCGUAAAAGAAUAUUCUAAUCCUUGCAUCCCAACUCCAUGUGGACCGAAUUCACAGUGCCGCGUUGUGAACGAAAAAGCAGUUUGCUCAUGUUUGCCUUCAUUUGUGGGAUAUCCACCUACUUGUCGUCCUGAAUGCACAACAAAUUCCGAAUGCAAUAUAGACAAAGCCUGCGUUAAUCACAAAUGUGUAGAUCCUUGCAGCGAUGUAUGUGGCAUAAAUGCAGAUUGUCGUGUGAGAAAUCACUCUCCUAUUUGCAUUUGUCGAACUGGUUUUACAGGCAACUCUUUUACGAGAUGUUAUCCAAUACCUCCACCGCAAGUUCCACUCAAACCCGAUGUUCGCAAUCCUUGCGUGCCUUCACCUUGUGGUCAGUUCGCCGAAUGUCGCGAUAUUAAUAACAGUCCGUCUUGUUCUUGCCUCCCAUCGUAUUUCGGCGUUCCUCCAAAUUGUAGACCUGAAUGUAUUGUAAAUUCAGAUUGCCCUACAACUAAAGUAUGUAUCAAUGAAAAAUGUCGUGAUCCUUGCGCUGGUGCUUGUGGUCUUAACGCUGUAUGCCAUACUAUAAAUCACACACCAAUAUGUCAAUGUAUAACUGGAUAUAGUGGGAACCCAUUUAUGUCGUGUCAUCUUCCACCACCUCCACCACCAGAAAUCGAACAUGAUUCCUGUUAUCCUUCUCCUUGCGGACCGAAUACAGUGUGCUUAAAUGGAGUAUGCAAAUGUGUUGAUGAAUAUUAUGGAAAUCCGAAUAUUGGGUGUCGUCCAGAAUGUGUUCAUAACAACGAUUGCGCUACUAAUAAAGUAUGCUCCAACAACAAAUGCUUAGAUCCGUGCCCAGGAGCUUGUGCAUCAAAUGCUAUCUGCGCAGUACGCAACCACGUAGUUAUCUGUGAGUGUGGCGAAAGUAUGACAGGCAAUCCAUUUACUUUAUGUGUACAAUUGGCACCAAAAAUUAUACUGAAUCCAUGCCAACCUUCACCAUGUGGACCAAAUUCACAAUGUCGUGUUAUAAACCAGCAAGCAGUGUGCUCCUGUUUACCUGAUUAUAUUGGCGCACCCCCCUCAUGCCGUCCGGAAUGUAUUAAUAAUGCUGAAUGUGCGCUUGAUCUUGCAUGUCUUCAAAUGAAGUGUCGGGAUCCAUGUCCAGGAGCUUGUGGCACGCAUUCAGUUUGUAAAGUUAUUAAUCAUGCGCCCAUUUGUCGCUGUGAAAACUCUUUCACAGGCAAUCCUUUUGUUGCAUGUCAACCAAUUAGAAUUCAAACACAACUUGACAUCCCCACGGAUUAUUGUAAUCCAUCUCCAUGUGGCCCGAAUUCCGAAUGUCGAAGUAUUGGAACUGCACCUUCGUGCACAUGUAAAAAAGAUUUUGUUGGUUUGCCUCCAAAUUGUCGGCCAGAAUGUGUAGCCAAUUCAGAAUGCUCAAAUAACAAAGCUUGUAUUAAUAACAAAUGUAAAGAUCCUUGUGUCGGUGUAUGUGGUACAAAUGCAGAAUGUCAUGUCUAUAAUCAUUCACCCACAUGCGUUUGUGCGACUGGUUAUAGUGGAAAUCCAUUUAGUUUUUGUGAUGUGAUUAGAGACGAUGUUGAAAAAGAAGUAUUAAAACCCUGUGAUCCAAAUCCCUGUGGCUCAAAUGCAGAAUGCAUACAACGAAACCACGCUGGAACUUGUCAAUGCCUACCAGAGUUUGUUGGAAAUCCUUACGAAGGGUGUCGCCCAGAGUGUGUAAUAAACUCUGAUUGUCCUUUAACCCUUUCGUGCUUAAGAAAUAAAUGCAACGAUCCAUGCCCUGGAACGUGCGGUAGAAAUGCUGAGUGCCAUGUUAGCAAUCAUGUACCAAAUUGUUUGUGUUUGAGCGGAUACACUGGAGAUCCAUAUAGCUAUUGUAAUAUUUUGAGGGAGCCUGUAAUAGAAAUCGUUAAUCCUUGCCAACCUUCUCCUUGUGGUCCAAACUCGGUUUGUAGAGAAGUAAAUCAGCAAGCUGUCUGUACGUGCUUACAAGAAUAUGUCGGUGCGCCACCUGCUUGUCGCCCGGAGUGCACAACUCCAAGCGAAUGCUCUCUUGAUAAGACUUGCGUUAAUUUUAAAUGCAUAGAUCCUUGUAUUGGCAUAUGCGGUAAUAAUGCAAUGUGUCACGUACGUAACCACAGUCCAUAUUGCGUCUGUCGGUCUGGAUACACAGGUGAUGCAUUUACAAAAUGUACACCUAUACCCCCUCCUCCAACAAUUCCGUUAAAAGAUAAAUAUCAUGACGCAUGCAUUCCAUCGCCAUGUGGUAUUUAUGCCCAAUGUCAAAAUAUAAAUAACCAAGCAUCUUGUGCUUGCCUUCCGAACUAUAUUGGAGCUCCACCCAAUUGUCGACCGGAAUGUACAAUAAAUGCUGAUUGCUCUGCGAAUUUAGCUUGCAUAAGUGAAAAGUGUAGAGAUCCUUGUCAAGGAUCAUGUGGAGUUUCAGCAUUGUGUGAUGUCGUAAAUCAUAGACCUAUAUGUAGUUGCCCUUCAAAUUAUAUAGGGGAUCCAUUUGCUUACUGUUCAAUUAAACCUAUUGAAGACCAAAUUCCUUUGAAAGAUCCUUGUAAUCCAACUCCAUGUGGUUCAAAUGCUAUUUGCAAUAAUGGUGAAUGCACGUGUAUGUCUGAAUAUGAAGGAAAUCCUUACGUUGGAUGCCAUCCAGAGUGUGUAUUAAAUACUGAUUGCAGUCGUGACAAGGCUUGCAUAAAUAACAAGUGCAUAGAUCCUUGUCCGGGAACUUGUGGUAUUGGAGCAAUUUGUGAGGUUUAUAACCAUGUGCCAAUGUGUAGAUGUCCUGAUAAUAUGUUAGGAAAUGCAUUUUUACAGUGCACAAAACUUGAAAGUCCACCCAAAGUAGCUACUCCAUGCCAACCACACCCAUGCGGUCCAAAUGCACAGUGUCGUGAUAUAAAUGAACAAGCUGUGUGUUCUUGUUUGCCAACAUAUUUAGGAAGUCCCCCUAAUUGUCGACCUGAAUGCAGUAUUAAUUCAGAUUGCCCACCUAACAUGGCAUGUGUCAAUCAAAAGUGUCGAGAUCCAUGUCCAGGCACUUGUGGUUUAAAAGCACGUUGCCUUGUAGUUAACCAUGUACCUUUUUGCACAUGUCCAAAUGGAUUUACUGGAGAUGCUUUUAGUGCUUGUCAACGGUUAGCUUUGCCGCCAAUACCUGAACCGACUAAUCCCUGCAUACCGUCACCAUGUGGUCUCAAUUCAAUUUGUACUGAUGUUAACGGCACACCGUCAUGUGCUUGCUUAGUCAAUUUUGUAGGAACACCGCCUAACUGUCGACCAGAAUGCUUAUCCUCUUCGGAAUGUGCCAGCAAUUUGGCAUGCAUUAACAUGAAAUGUCAGGAUCCUUGUCCAGGUGUAUGUGGAAUAUCUGCAACUUGUCAAGUUAUAAGCCACACUCCGUCGUGUUUAUGUAUAAAUGGAUACAUAGGAGAUCCGUUUACACAAUGCUAUCCACAACCAAUAAUUGAACGUGAACUAAUAAACCCAUGUAUGCCCAGUCCAUGUGGAAGCAAUGCCAUAUGUACACAACAAAAUAAUGCAGGCGCCUGCCAAUGCAUACCUGAUUACUAUGGCAAUCCUUAUGAAGGUUGUCGACCUGAGUGCCUAUUGAAUGCAGAUUGCUUAUUAAGUAAGGCUUGUCGAAACACAAAGUGUAUUGAUCCCUGUCCUGGUGUAUGUGGGCAUAAUGCUCAUUGUGAUGUCAUCAAUCACUUACCUGUAUGUAGUUGCGUCAAUGGCUUCACUGGAAAUCCUUACGAUUACUGCAGUAUACUUAAAGAACCCCAAUUGCAAUAUGUUGAUAGUUGUGCUCCCUCCCCAUGUGGUCCCAAUUCCGAAUGUAGGCAAAAGAAUAAUCAAGCAGUUUGUUCAUGUUUGCCUGAGUACAUUGGCAGUCCACCCUUAUGCCGACCCGAGUGCUCAUCAAGUUCAGAAUGUACAUCAGACAGAGCUUGUAUCAAUAGAAAAUGUGUUGAUCCCUGUAUAGAUACUUGUGGAAUAAACUCUAAUUGUAGAGUACGGAACCAUAGUCCUUUGUGUAUUUGCCAACCCGGUUACACAGGAGAUGCUUUUACGCGUUGUUAUCCAAUUUUGCCAUCACCCCCUCCAGUUCGUGAACCUUAUCGAAACCCAUGUAUUCCAACACCAUGUGGCCCGCACUCCGAAUGUAGAGUUAUUAAUAAUCAACCGCAAUGCUCUUGCUUGAAAAACUACGUUGAUGCGCCACCAAAUUGCCGUCCUGAAUGCGUGCUCAAUUCUGAUUGCACUAGUGACAGAGCUUGUAUAAAUGAAAAAUGUCGUGAUCCGUGCCCUGGUUCUUGUGGUCUUAAUGCCAUUUGCAAUGUUAUCAACCAUAUACCGUCGUGUUAUUGUAUUUCUGGUUAUAUUGGUGAUCCGUUCACAAAUUGCGAAAUAAUGCCGAUAAAACCUUCUAAACCUAUUGCUGAAGAUCCUUGUUAUCCAAAUCCAUGUGGUGUUAAUGCUCGUUGUGAAACAGGCAUUUGCACGUGUUUAGAUGAAUAUCAAGGUAACCCUUACACUGGCUGUCGCCCUGAGUGUAUCUUGAAUAGCGAGUGCCCACGUACAAAAGCAUGCAUUAACCAAAAAUGUAAAGACCCAUGUCCCGGAAUGUGCGGUGUUAAUGCAAUUUGUGAUGUGCACAACCAUGUACCAUUAUGUCGUUGCCCCGAAAAUAUGAAUGGCAACGCUUUAAUAUACUGUCAACCAAUUCUAUCUGAUCCGGUGCGUGUACAAAACCCAUGCCAAUUAUCACCAUGCGGUGCAAAUGCACAGUGUAGAGAAGUAAAUGGCCAUGCAAUAUGUUCUUGUUUAAUUGGCAUGAUCGGUAUACCUCCAGCUUGUCGACCUGAAUGUAUAUCAAAUUCUGAAUGCUCAUUAAAUCGUGCUUGUAUAAACAGUAAAUGCCAAGAUCCUUGUCCUGGUACUUGUGGUUAUAAAGCACAAUGUGAUGUGGUCAACCAUAUUCCGAAAUGUAGUUGUCCAAGCGGUUUCACAGGCAGUCCAUAUGCUUUAUGUCAACCUAUCAUUAUGAAACCAUUGCAAGAAGAAGAUAGAAAUCCUUGUCAACCAUCGCCAUGUGGACCUUACGCGCUUUGCCAGAAUGUUAAUGGUGCCCCAUCCUGCACUUGCUUGCCUGAUUAUAUAAAUACUCCACCGAACUGUCGCCCGGAGUGUAUAUCUAAUUCAGAAUGCGCUUCCGACAAGGCUUGUGUUAACCAAAAAUGCAAAGAUCCUUGUUUAGGUUUAUGUGGCUUAAACAGUAAAUGUCACACUAUUAAUCACAUAGCAAACUGCGUAUGCUUGCUUGGAUUCGUUGGUGAUCCAUUCACACUAUGUGAACAGCCCGUUCAGUUGCCAUCACAGCCAGAUCAUAUAAAUCCUUGUAGUCCGAAUCCUUGCGGUCAUAAUGCAGAAUGCCGUAGUGCAGGUAAUAAAGCACAUUGCGUAUGCUUGCCUCAAUAUUUUGGUGAUCCUUAUCACGGUUGUCGGCCAGAAUGUGUGCUCAACAGUGACUGUCCUUCCAAUAAAGCUUGCAUGCAAAAUAUGUGCAGAAACCCAUGUCCAGGAGUCUGUGGUCAAAAUGCUGAAUGUUAUGUUAAUAAUCAUGUACCGAAUUGUAUAUGCCUGCCUGAUUUCACCGGAAAUCCAUUUAAUAUUUGCAAUCGCCAAUUACACGAACAAAUGAAAAUAAGUAAUCUAAAUCCCUGUAAACCUUCACCGUGUGGCCCGAACUCCCAAUGUAAAGAUGUAAAUCAUCAAGCUGUUUGCAGUUGCUUAAUAGAUUUUCUCGGAGUACCACCAAACUGUCAUCCGGAAUGUACCACAAAUGCUGAAUGCGCGCUAAGCAAAGCAUGCAUAAACAGAAAAUGUGGUGAUCCCUGUCUUAACGCUUGUGGUGAAAAUUCAGAAUGUCGCGUUCUUAAUCACAAUCCUAUAUGUUCAUGCAAAAAUCAUUAUACAGGAGAUCCUUUUACACACUGCUUCAUAAUGCCAUCUCCUCAGCCUAUAGAUAUAAAAACACCAACGAUAAAUCCGUGUUAUCCAUCGCCAUGUGGUCCUUACUCUCAAUGCCACACACGAAACGACGUUCCUGUUUGCACUUGCUUAUCAAAUUAUUUCGGUAGCCCACCAAAUUGUCGUCCAGAAUGUUUGGUACCUUCUGACUGUCCAAUGCAUUUCACUUGCGUUAAUCAGAAAUGUCAAGAUCCUUGCCCAGGCUCGUGUGGUUUGAAUGCAGAAUGUAAUGUUCUAAACCACGUGCCAAACUGUAGAUGUCUAUCUGGAUAUGUUGGUGAUCCAUUUAGUAACUGUCGACUUCAAAUAUUGAAACCAAUAGAACAUAAACCAUUGAACGAUCCAUGUGCAUCAUCAUUUUGUGGUCCAAACACUGAAUGUAGUAAUGGGCAAUGCAGUUGUUUACCUGAAUACCAUGGAGAUCCUUACAUAGGCUGUAGACCAGAAUGCGUUUUAAAUGACGAUUGUUCACGCCAACAGGCUUGUCGAAAUACAAAGUGUAUAGAUCCCUGCCCGGGUACUUGUGGCAUUCAAGCCAUUUGUAACGUAUACAAUCAUAUUUCCAUGUGUUCGUGUCCUGUGAAUAUGUAUGGAGACCCUUUUACACGUUGUGAUCCCUUACCACCUCUAUCAAUACCGAAUAAUACAAUUACUUUACCUUGCCAACCGUCUCCUUGCGGUGCUAAUGCUGUAUGUCGCGAUAUAAACCAUCUGGCGGUGUGUUCUUGCUUAGCCGGGUUUGUAGGUGCUCCUCCAUUCUGCAGACCCGAAUGCACAACAAGUUCAGAUUGUGCACUUAAUAAAUUUUGUUUAAAUGCAAAAUGUCAAGAUCCUUGUGCUGGAACGUGUGGCGUAAAUGCCCACUGCCGGGCACAAAACCACAAUCCUAUCUGUACGUGUCCUUCGGAUUACACAGGAAAUCCUUAUAUAGCAUGUAAUCCAAUAGUUACAGCGGUUAAAAUACCAGUACAUGAUAAAAAACCUACUAAUCCAUGCAUACCUUCGCCAUGCGGUGCUAAUUCCGAAUGCAGUGAAACUCCAAAUGGGGCGAAGUGCUCAUGUUUAUUGGAGUUUAUCGGCACACCUCCGAAUUGUCGUCCGGAGUGUGUGAAUAGUGCAAAUUGUGCCGAAAAUAAAGCUUGUAUUAAUCGUAAAUGCGUUGAUCCAUGUCCUGGAUCAUGUGGUGAAGCUGCUGAAUGUCGCGUAAUAGCUCACUCUGCUAUGUGUUAUUGCCCGCCUAAUUAUACAGGAAAUCCAUUUGUAUUGUGCACACGUCUCCAACAGCCACCCACAGCUGUUGUUGUACCGUGCAAUCCAAGUCCAUGUGGUGCGAAUGCUAUAUGCCAACCACGAAAUGGCUUAAGUACCUGCAUUUGUUUACCUGAUUUCUUUGGCAAUCCGUACGAGGUCUGCAGGCCUGAAUGUAUUAGAAACUCAGACUGUACAGCAGAAAAAGUGUGUCAAAAUCAGAGAUGCAUUGAUCCAUGCAUUGGCUUGUGUGGAAUUGAUGCUUUCUGUCAGGUUGUUGCCCAUGUACCUAAUUGUAUUUGCAAAUCAGGUUAUAUAGGAAAUCCAUUCACAUUAUGCACACUUGCAUACAAUGAACCUGAACCACCGGUAUACAAAAAUCCAUGUCAACCAUCUCCCUGCGGUUCCAAUGCUCAGUGUCGGGAAUUAAACGGUCAAGCGGUAUGUUCUUGUUUACCUGAAUUUGUUGGCAGUCCGCCUUCUUGCCGUCCGGAAUGUGUUAUCAGUUCAGAAUGUCCCUCCGAUAAGGCUUGUAUAAAUCAAAAAUGCAAAGAUCCCUGUCCAGGCGCAUGCGGUAUAAAUGCUGAAUGUCACGUGAGAAGUCAUAGUCCACUAUGUUCCUGCAAAGUUGGCUUUACUGGAGAAGCUUUCACACGUUGUUAUCUUAUUCCACCAAUGCAAAAUCGUACUGAGCCACCAAGAAACCCUUGUGUUCCAACUCCUUGUGGUCCGUACUCUCAAUGUAGAGAAAUAAACGGUGCGCCUUUGUGUAGUUGUCUACCAAACUAUAUAGGUUCCUCGCCAAAUUGUCGACCAGAGUGUACUAUUAACGCUGAGUGUGCCAGCAAUAUGGCCUGUAUUAAUGAGCGUUGUCGUGAUCCAUGUCCUGGUUCUUGCGGUUUUGAUGCCAUCUGCAAUGUAAUAAACCACACACCUACUUGCUCGUGCCCCAAUGGUUUUACAGGUGAUCCAUUUACAAGCUGUCGUUUAUUACCACCAACUCCUCCACCAAGUUCUACACCUGAACCUGUUGAUGCGUGCAUACCUUCACCUUGUGGUCCCAACACAGUUUGUAAAAACGGAAUUUGUUCUUGCUUACCAGAAUACUAUGGGGAUCCAACAGUUGGUUGUCGUCCAGAAUGUAUUUUAAAUUCGGAUUGUGCACGUGAUCGUGCGUGCAUUCGCAAUAAAUGUGCGGACCCUUGCCCAGGCAUAUGUGGAAUUAACGCUAUAUGUGAGAUAACAAAUCAUGUCGCAAUGUGUCGCUGUCCUGAACGCAUGACUGGAAAUGCGUUUGUAGCAUGUGAACCGAUGCGUGAUAUCAUACCCAAAAACCCUUGUCAACCAUCACCAUGCGGCCCGAAUUCACAAUGCAUCGAACGUAACAAUGAAGCUGUUUGCUCGUGUGUAACUGGUUAUAUAGGUAAUCCACCAAAUUGUCGCUUGGAAUGCUACACCAGUUCAGAUUGUGCACAAAUUCAUGCUUGUGUGAAUAAUAAAUGUGUCGAUCCAUGCCCUGGUAAAUGUGGCUUAAAUGCUGAAUGUCAAUCAGUGCAGCAUAGAGCACAUUGUGAAUGUAUUCGAGGAUUUACUGGUAAUCCUUACACAUUAUGUUCAUUAAUAGAUAUUCAACAAAAACCUAAAAUAAAGGAUCCAUGCUAUCCUUCUCCUUGUGGCCCGAACUCACAAUGCUCUAAUAAUAAUGACCAAGCAAGUUGUGUGUGUCUUAGUGACUUCAUUGGCGCUCCGCCAAACUGUCGUCCUGAAUGUUCUAAUAACGAUGACUGCCCUAAUAAUUUAGCGUGUGUAAACCGUAAAUGUCAAGAUCCUUGUCCUGGUUCUUGUGGGUAUAAUGCUGACUGCAAAGUAACACUACAUAUACCCAACUGUUAUUGUACAGGAACAAUGACUGGUGAUCCAUUCCGUAUGUGUUACGAAAUUUCAAAAACUAAACCAACAGAACCGAAAAAUCCAUGUCGACCAUCACCAUGUGGUGCAAAUGCAAACUGCAGAGUUCAAGGAAAUAUCUUUACUUGUGAUUGCAUAAACGACUAUAUUGGAAAUCCAUAUGAAGGCUGUCGUCCGGAAUGUGUUGGAAACUCUGAGUGUUCAGCAAAUCGUGCUUGCAUCCGCAGUAAAUGCGCUGAUCCCUGCAUUGGUACUUGUGGUGUUGAAGCUAUUUGUAACGUUAAUAACCACGUACCAAUGUGCUCAUGCCCACAUGGCUACACUGGCAAUGCGUUUGCACAAUGUUCGCCAAUUAUUAUAACUGAUAUACCAACGAAGACAGUUGAUCCAUGUUACCCUACACCAUGCGGUGUAAAUACUAUCUGCAAAUCACAAAAUGGACAAGCUGUAUGUGAAUGUUUGCCAGGUUUCUUUGGCAAUCCAAUUGGACAAGGUUGCCGUCCUGAAUGCACUCUUAGUUCAGAUUGUCCAAAGGAUAAAGCGUGUGUUAAUACGAAGUGUGUAGAUCCAUGUCCAGGUGUAUGUGGAUAUGGUGCAGAAUGUCGAACAGUAAAUCACAAUCCCAUAUGUAAUUGCCCUGCCACAAUGGUAGGCAAUCCAUUCGUUGAGUGCCAUCAACCAAAACAAGCUGAACCACUUAACCCCUGCAUUCCGUCACCAUGUCGAAUCAAUGGCAUUUGUCGGGUUGUCAACAAUGCCGCCACAUGUACAUAUCCCGAAUGUGUUACAAACGAGGACUGUGCACGUGAUCGCGCUUGUACCAAUCAAAAAUGCCGUGACCCUUGCAUAAACGCAUGUGGAUUAAACGCUCUAUGUAAUACUAUUAAUCAUAAAGCAAUUUGCACAUGUCCAGUCGGAUUCUAUGGUUCUCCAUAUAAUCAAUGCGUGCAACAAAUUGAAGUAGCACCGAUACCAAAACCAGAAUGUGUGACUGAUAACGACUGCUCCAACGACAAGGCAUGCGUCAACGAAGUAUGCAAAAAUCCUUGUGAGUUAUCAAACAUUUGUGGACAAAACGCACGGUGUCAUGUACAACUCCAUCGACCACUUUGUGUUUGUAAUGAAGGUUAUACUGGCAAUGCAUUUAAUUACUGUUAUCUUAUUGGCUGUCGCUCUGAUGAGGAGUGCCCAGCUACAGAAGCCUGUAUCAAUAAACAAUGUACAAAUCCAUGCCCAUAUACACAAUGUGGUACAAAUGCUGUUUGCCGAACUGACUAUAACCACAAAGCUCGUUGCUAUUGUCCGGAUGGUUAUCGUGGCAAUCCACUGAUACGGUGCGAACGUCCUGAAUGUACCAGAGAUGAUGAGUGUGCCUUCCAUUUAGCUUGCCGCAAUGAAAGGUGCGAAGAUCCAUGCAAUUGCGGUAUAGGCGCACAGUGUCGCGUAGAUAACCAUCAAGCAAAAUGUCGCUGCCCACCUGGCUAUAUAGGUAAUCCACUUGUCAAAUGCGAUAUUGAAGAAACCAAAAUUAUUCCACAAUGCACGACGGAUGCGGACUGCAGUAGUAAAUUGGCUUGCUUUAAUGGUGAAUGCAAAAAUCCGUGUGGUGUAACUAAGCCUUGCGGAGUACAUGCCAUUUGCUCCGUUGUCAAUACACUGCCGUUAAGAACAAUGCUUUGUGAAUGUGAGCAAGGUUAUAUAGGUGAUGCCGAUGUUGGUUGUCGUAAAGAACCUGUACGAGAUCACGGCUGUCAAUCAAAUGAUGAAUGUCCGUCUACUGAUGCCUGCCGCAAUACUGUCUGCGUAAAUCCCUGUACAGAUGCAUCGCCUUGCUCUCGUAGCGCUGAAUGUUUGGCUCAACAUCAUCGUGCCAUAUGCUCGUGUCCACAGGGUACUCAAGGAGAUCCAUUUGUAAAUUGCUAUCAACCAACUCAAAUAACAGCUGGUUGCACUCAUGAUUCAGAUUGCGCACCAACGACAGCAUGCAUCAACAAACGUUGUCAAGAUCCCUGUGCUGAGGCAAACCCAUGUGCUGGUAAUGCUGAAUGUCGAGUACUCAACUAUCGUCCAAUUUGCUACUGUCCAGCAGGUUGGGGCGGUGAUCCUCAAGUGCAAUGCUACAAACCUGAGUGUAAGGUUAAUGCAGAUUGUCCCUAUGACAAAGCCUGCAUUAGUAAUAACUGCGUUAAUCCUUGUAUUUAUGGAGAGGUUCGAUGUGGAAACGGAGCUCAGUGCGCCCCACAAAAUCAUCAAGCUGUUUGCAUUUGUCCACCCGGCACACAGGGCAAUCCUUUCGUUUCCUGCAUAACUGGUCACUGUCAAUAUAAUGAUGAUUGCGCUGAUCAUGAAGCAUGCGAUCGUCUUAAUCGUGUUUGUCGUCCGGUAUGUGAUGAUGAUACGUGUACCAGAAAUGCUGUUUGCAUUGGAAGAGCUCAUCAACCACAUUGUGAAUGCAAUAUUGGCUAUAUUGGAAAUCCAUUUGUUGAAUGUUCGCUACCCCGCGAACCACCAAAACCAAAGCCAGAGUGUAUACAAGACUCAGAAUGUCCAACUAAAUUAGCAUGUAUCAAUCAGCAUUGCGCUAACCCUUGUGCAACGCCACAUGUUUGCACACCACAACAAACUUGCACUGUAUUGGAUACUAUUCCUUUGCGUACCAUGAUUUGCAAAUGCCCUAGUGAUACUGUCACCGACAACUCUGGCAAUUGUGUACCAAUCCGACAUGAUGUGAUCAGUGGUUGUCAACACAAUGAAGAAUGUAAAAAUACGGAAAUAUGUCAACGUGGUGUUUGUAUUGACGCUUGUCGUUUGGAACACUGUGGUGUAAAUGCACAAUGCCGUUCACGGGAUCACUAUGCUGAUUGCAGUUGUGCACGUGGAUAUGAAGGCAAUCCCAGAAUUGAAUGUCAUCUUAUAAUCCAUGAGGAACCAAAAACUCCCGGAGCUGAGUGUAUUAAAAACGAUGAUUGCCCUAACGAUAAAACCUGUCGCAAUGAACGCUGCACUAAUCCUUGUAUUGAAGAUUCUUGUGGACGAGGGGCUUAUUGUCAUGUACAAAAUAGAGAAGCUAUUUGUCGCUGUCCACCAGGAUAUACUGGUAACCCAAAGAUUAACUGCAUACCUCCUGUCGAUGUGUCUACUAUUGGUUGCAAAUCAAAUGCUGACUGUCCUCUGUCAGAAUCUUGUGUCAACGAACGUUGUAUCAAUCCUUGCAACUGCGGUAGUAACGCAGAAUGUAUUGUACGUAAUCAUCAUCCUAUCUGUUACUGUAAAUCAGGAUAUUCAGGCAAUGCUCAAUUUGGUUGUAUAAAAAUCGGCUGUCAGUCAGAUGAUGAAUGUGCUCUUGAUGCUCAAUGUAUAAAUCAAGAAUGCGUGAAUCCGUGUCUAGUUUCCGAUCCUUGUGCUGUUAAUGCAGAAUGUUAUGGACGCAAUCACCGUCCUACAUGUCGUUGCCCAGCGGGUCUAGAGGGCGAUCCAUUCGUACGUUGCUUGCGAUUAGAGUGUCACUCGGAUUAUGAUUGUGCCUCCCAUCAAGCCUGUAUUAAAAAUCAAUGUGUAAAUCCAUGCAACGAAAACCCAUGUGCUCAAAAUGCUGUUUGUCAAACGUUGCAGCAUAAAGCAGUUUGUCGCUGCCCUGAAUAUAUACCACUAGGUAAUCCAUAUGCAUAUUGUGAACGUCGACCUGUUGAACCAGUUUGUCAAAAUGAUGGUGAUUGUCCAAGCCGCCUUGCUUGCAUCGAUAACAAAUGUCAAAACCCAUGUUUGGAGCUAUCUCCAUGUGCUUCUUCAUCUAAAUGUAGUGUUCUAGAUAGCAUACCAGUUAGAACUAUGGUUUGUGAAUGUCCAGAAUCAUAUGUACCUGAUGUUCAUGGCGAGUGCAAGCAAAUCGUGCUGCAAAGUCCUCCAGGCUGUAGCUCAGAUGCUGAUUGUAAUGAUCAGGAGGCCUGCAUAAAUAGACAAUGUCGAAAUCCUUGCAAUUGUGGUACAAAUGCGGUUUGUAAUGUUCAGAAUCAUCGUGCAACAUGCUCUUGUCAAGUUGGCUAUGAAGGUAAUCCUUACUCCGCUUGUCGUACGAUUGGUUGCCGUAUAGAUAGUGAGUGCGACUCAGGUAAAGCUUGUAUAAAUGGUGAUUGCAUUAAUCCUUGUCUUGUCAAUGAUCCUUGUGGUAUAAAUGCUGAAUGCUAUACCCAAUCAAACCGUGCUAUGUGUCGCUGUAAGAGUGGUUAUAGAGGCAAUGCUUACGAACGUUGUCGUGUAAUUGGAUGUUUAUCAAACAGCGAUUGUCCUUCUGAUAAGAUGUGCCAAAAUGAACAAUGUGUAAACCCAUGCGUGUAUCAUAAUACAUGUUCACCAAGGGCAGAAUGUCGUUCACAAAAUCAUAUGGCCGUGUGUCGUUGUCCAAUUGGAUUCUUAGGUAAUCCGUAUGUUGAUUGCACUCCAGAACCGCAGCCAACAUGCAAGCUUGACACUGAUUGCCCCUCUAGAUUAGCUUGUAUUAAUGAUGAAUGUGUCGAUCCAUGCUUAAUAGUGGAGCCUUGCAACCAGCCUGCGGAAUGCCAAGUUACACCAACGUCUCCAGUACGAACAAUGAUAUGUGUCUGUCCUGAUGGUUAUGUAAGUAGCGGUAGUGGCACCUGUAAGCCUACAAAAACUGUAAUUGAAGUAGGUGGUUGCAUAUCAGAUUCAGACUGUGAUGCGGAAAAAUCUUGUCUUAGUGGUGUUUGCCGUAAUCCAUGUAAUUGUGGAGUAAAUUCCGAAUGUCGUAUUAAAGAUCACAAACCUGUAUGUACUUGUCGUCAAGGUUAUGAAGGAAAUCCUGAGUUUGAAUGCUCAAAGGUAGAAUGCGCUAUAAAUUCUGAUUGUCCAUCUACGCAUGCUUGUAGAAAUCAACUUUGUGUUCCUGCUUGCCAAGGAGAACAAUGCGGUAGGAACGCUGAAUGUAUUGCUGUAAAUCAUCGUGCCGUUUGUGAAUGUACACCAGGUUUCCGUGGCAACGCGCGCAUAUCCUGUACACAAAUAGGUUGUCGUACGGAUAGCGACUGUCCAUUAGACAAAGCUUGCAUAAAUAGUAAAUGUGAAAGUCCGUGUGAUACAACGGCAGUAUGUGCAAUCGAUGAAAUUUGUAAAGUUUAUCAACAUCGUCCAAAUUGUGCUUGUCCGCCGGGUACAAUUGCUAGGCGCAACGGCUGUGAGCCUCUACGCGAAAUACCUAUUUGCCGUUAUGAUGGUGAUUGUCACAGUCAAACUGCAUGCAUUCGUGGCGAAUGUGUAAAUCCUUGUAAUGCAACUGAACCAUGUGGUGUAAAUGCUAUAUGUCGUGUACUAGAUACAGUUCCCGUACGUACAAUGGUAUGUGAAUGCUUAAAAGGUUAUACUGGUAAUGCUGCUGUACAAUGUGACAAACGGUCUCUUUGUGUCGUUGAAAAAGGUUUUAUGAGAGAUAUUGAUGGUCAAUGUGUUUGCCCACCUGGCAGUGCAUUAGAUAUAUACGAAUAUUGUACACCUUGUAUAAUUGAGCAAGGAUUUAAAAUUGAUGAAACAGGACACUGUGUUUGUGCUUUAGAAAGAGGAAUGGUAAUUGAUGAACGUGGCCGCUGCAUAUGUCCUAUAAAUCACGGAUAUCGUCUUACCUCAUCUGGAGAAUGUAUACCAGAAGGUAGACCUGAAUGCGAAAUCGACAGUGACUGUGCCGAUAAUCGUUACUGUAAUUUAGAUACUAAAACAUGCGAUGAUCCUUGUCUUCUCAAAACUUGUGGUCUAAAUGCCUUCUGUAAUGCUAUUAACCAUCGUGCACAAUGCGUUUGUAUUGCUGGUUAUACUGGCAACCCAGACUUAGUAUGCAAUCAUACCAACUUCCGUACCGAUUUUCCACAACCCGAAAUGGUCGUCAGUUGUCUAGCUGAUGGUGUACAAGUAGAGAUUCAUAUUACUGAACCUGGUUUUAAUGGUGUACUUUAUGUUAAAGGUCACAGCAAGGAUGAAGAAUGUAGACGUGUUGUAAACCUGUCUGGUGAAACUGUGCCAAGAACUGAAAUAUUCCGUGUUCAUUUCGGUAGCUGUGGUAUGCAAGCGGUUAAAGACAUUGCAAGCUUUGUGCUAGUUAUACAAAAGCAUCCGAAAUUGGUGACAUAUAAAGCGCAAGCAUAUAAUAUUAAAUGUGUAUACCAAACUGGUGAAAAGAAUGUCACUAUUGGAUUUAAUGUAUCAAUGUUAACAACAGCUGGUACCAUUGCGAAUACAGGUCCCCCACCUAUUUGCCAAAUGCGUAUUAUAACGUAUGAUGGUAAAGAGAUUAACUCAGCUGAAAUUGGUGAUAAUCUCAAAUUACAAGUAGAUGUCGAACCAGCAACAAUAUAUGGUGGAUUUGCUCGCUCCUGUAUAGCAAAAACAAUGGAAGACAACAUUGAGAAUGAGUAUAUUGUGACUGAUGAAAAUGGAUGUGCUACCGAUACAUCUAUAUUUGGCGAUUGGGAAUAUAAUCCAGACACGAAUAGUCUUCUUGCUAACUUCAAUGCAUUUAAAUUCCCUUCAAGUGAUAAUAUACGUUUCCAAUGCAAUAUACGUGUUUGCUUCGGAAAAUGUCAACCCGUUAAUUGUCGUGGUUAUAAUGCUUUUGGCAGAAGACGUAGACGUUCAAUUGCCGACAACUCUACUACGGAUUCGACGGCAGUAGCUACUAACACUGGUAUGGAAGGACAACUACGGGAGGAAAUUACAAUAUCGUCAAAUGCAAUUUUAACAUUCGAAAAACGAAGCGGUAAUGGUGCAAAUGACGCGAAUAUUAAACCAGCUGCACAGCGCGUGGAGGAUAUCUGCGUUUCUAUGGUUGGUCUAAUAAUUGCUUUAGUAAUAACAGCACUUUUGGCCCUCGUUGCGGUUGCUGUUGCGGUGUCCUGUUGGCUAAUGGCAUACAGAAGGCGGCCGAAGACACUAGCACCUUUACCGCAUCCACCAGAAUUCCCAAACCCAUUAUUUACUAAUCCUGAAGCUGCGCCGGAACCAACACCGGACUACUUGUCGUAAGCAGCACGUAAGAUACCUAGCAAACAAAACUUUGAAAACAAAAUUUAGUUUUAGUUAAGAAAUGAUAAAAAGUAGUGUAAGAAUAUUAUAUUGGAAAUUAUAAGAUAAAAAAAAUUUGUGAACGGCAUGUGCAAAAAGGUAGUUAGAAAAAUUACACUAAAUGCCAGACAAGCACAUGCUUGUAAUAUUGUAUUAUCAAUUUUGAAUGUGAAAAGAAAAACAAAAGAAUAUGAAGGUGACAAUUAAUAUUUUUUCUUAAACUAUUAUGUACACAAUCUAAAUUUAUAUGCUGGCACUCCCAACAUAUAUAUAUAUACGUAUGUAGAAGCAGGACCAUUAUCUAGAAAAGUAUAUUGAAAUUAUGAUUUCAUAAUAUAGACAUAUAGACAUAUGUAUAUAAAUGAAUAUUUAUAUAUGUUGUAUAUAAUAUACAAUUGAUUAAUGCCACAAUAAGGUGUACAAUAUAGGUCCAAACAUAUGACCUGCAAAACCUAAUUAAACUAAAAAACGUGAGAAUUUCAAGUAGCUUUUUUAGUUAACAAAUUUUAGUAAAAAAACAAAAAACUUUCUGAAAGUAUAUAUAUAUAUUAUUCUUU
Messenger RNA from Teleopsis dalmanni, 54386 nucleotides. RefSeq lists its product as uncharacterized. Lineage: Eukaryota; Metazoa; Arthropoda; Insecta; Diptera; Diopsidae. Gene Ontology annotation, cellular component: nucleus. The record is from RefSeq and is a predicted model, not a curated record. Gene Ontology annotation, molecular function: calcium ion binding; zinc ion binding. Bases 1 to 53790 code for a protein of 17929 amino acids. The transcript is spliced from 94 exons.